AUGAAAGUUGACUGCCCAACCACACCUGUCAUAUACGCUCUCCCCAAAAUUCACAAGAGCAUGACACCACCUCUACCAGGCAGGCCCAUUGUGAGUAGCAACGGAUCUCUGACAGGGAAUAUCUGUACCUUUGUAGACUUUUUUAUUAAACCCUGGGCGAUCUCCCUCCCCACAUAUACCAGAGACUCUAUUGAUUUUAUAAAAAAAUUUAAAUCUGUGGACCAUAUACCUGAGAAUUCUAUUCUGUGUACUUUUCAUGUUACCAGUCUAUAUACUAACAUCCCCCAUCAGGGUUGCCUAGAGAACCUCAAGUUCUACCUCAAUGAAUGUCCCCCUAAUACUUUCCCCAGCACCAAUUGUAUUGUGACCUGGCUGAACUGGUAUUAACCUCCAACUAUUUUCUCUUCAGAGGAUACUUUUUCCUCCAGACCAAAGGGACAGCGAUGGGGAGCACUCCGGCUCCUAAUUAUGCAAACCUAUAUCUAGGAAUGUUUGAAAAACAGGUGGUGCUGAAUCCAGACCUUAACCCUUUUCUCUCCAAUAUUCUCCUAAUUCUGAGAUAUUUGGAUGACAUUUUCGUGAUCUAUACAGGGACCCAGGAAGAACUUUUGAAAUUCCAUGCUUAUCUAAACUCUAUGAAUGAACACCUUCAUUUCACCAUUAACUAUGACCUAUCACAAAUCAGUUUUCUUGAUGUGAUGGUUAUUAAGGACAAAACCUCCCUCUUUACAGAUCUCUAUAGGAACCCUACGGACAGGAAUACCCUCCUUAGAGGUGACCGCUUUUAUCCACAUCCACUUAUGAAAAGUCUCCCUAUAAGUCAAUUCAGUCGCAUCAAAAGAAUAUGCAGCUCUGAUGCUUCUUAUCAGAAACAGACCACGGACCUCACACAGAGGUUUAAGGAAAGGGGGUACAAAGACAAUUGGGUAAAACAAUGAUAGUUUUGAAGGACUAACAUAGCUGGAAAGCCUUCAACCAAAAGUUAAAGAAAAAGCAGAACAUGUCCCUUCAUGCUUUACCCAAUACUCACCAUUGGGGAAGGCAUUUAAGGACAUUAUCAGGAAGCACUGGUACAUUAUUGAUACUGACCCAUAAUUGAAACCCAUUUUUAAAUAUCCCCCAAGUACAGUGGGGAAAAAAAGUAUUUAGUCAGCCACCAAUUGUGCAAGUUCUCCCACUUAAAAAGAUGAGAGAGGCCUGUAAAGUUCAUCAUAGGUACACGUCAACUAUGACAGACAAAAUGAGGAAAAGAAAUCCAGAAAAUCACAUUGUAGGAUUUUUUAUGAAUUUAUUUGCAAAUUAUGGUGGAAAAUCAGUAUUUGGUCAAUAACAAAAGUUUCUCAAUACUUUGUUAUAUACCCUUUGUUGGCAAUGACACAGGUCAAACGUUUUCUGUAAGUCUUCACAAGGUUUUCACACACUGUUGCUGGUAUUUUGGCCCAUUCCUCCAUGCAGAUCUCCUCUAGAGCAGUGAUGUUUUGGGGCUGUCGCUGGGCAACACGGACUUUCAACUCCCUCCAAAGAUUUUCUAUGGGGUUGAGAUCUGGAGACUGGCUAGGCCACUCCAGGACCUUGAAAUGCUUCUUACGAAGCCACUCCUUCGUUGCCCGGGCGGUGUGUUUGGGAUCAUUGUCAUGCUGAAAGACCCAGCCACGUUUCAUCUUCAAUGCCCUUGCUGAUGGAAGGAGGUUUUCACUCAAAAUCUCACGAUACAUGGCCCCAUUCAUUCUUUCCUUUACACGGAUCAGUCGUCCUGGUCCCUUUACAGAAAAACAGCCCCAAAGCAUGAUGUUUCCACCCCCAUGCUUCACAGUAGGUAUGGUGUUCUUUGGAUGCAACUCAGCAUUCUUUGUUCUCCAAACACGACGAGUUGAGUUUUUACCAAAAAGUUAUAUUUUGGUUUCAUCUGACCAUAUGACAUUCUCCCAAUCCUCUUCUGGAUCAUCCAAAUGCACUCUAGCAAACUUAAGACUGGCCUGGACAUGUACUAGCUUAAGCAGGGGGACACGUCUGGCACUGCAGGAUUUGAGUCCCUGGCGGCGUAGUGUGUUACUGGUGGUAGGCUUUGUUACUUUGGUCCCAGCUCUCUGCAGGUCAUUCACUAGGUCCCCCCGUGUGGUUCUGGGAUUUUUGCUCACCGUUCUUGUGAUCAUUUUGACCCCACGGGGUGAGAUCUUGCGUGGAGCCCCAGAUCGAGGGAGAUUAUCAGUGGUCUUGUAUGUCUUCCAUUUCCUAAUAAUUGCUCCCACAGUUGAUUUCUUCAAACCAAGCUGCUUACCUAUUGCAGAUUCAGUCUUCCCAGCCUGGUGCAGGUCUACAAUUUAGUUUCUGGUGUCCUUUGACAGCUCUUUGGUCUUGGCCAUAGUGGAGUUUGGAGUGUGACUGUUUGAGGUUGUGGACAGGUGUCUUUUAUACUGAUAACAAGUUCAAACAGGUGCCAUUAAUACAGGUAACGAGUGGAGGACAGAGGAGCCUCUUAAAGAAGAAGUUACAGGUCUGUGAGAGCCAGAAAUCUUGCUUGUUUGUAGGUGACCAAAUACUUAUUUUCCACCAUAAUUUGCAAAUAAAUUCAUUAAAAAUCCUACAAUGUGAUUUUCUGGAUUUCUUUUUUUCUCAAUUUGUCUGUCAUAGUUGACGUGUACCUAUGAUGAAAAUUACAGGCCUCUCUCAUCUUUGUAAGUGGGAGAACUUGCACAAUUGGUGACUGACUAAUUACUUUUUCCCCCCACUGUAUCUCAGAGAACUAAUAGGUCAAACGCUAUUCGAAUCAAAUGUUAUUGGUCGCAUACACAUAUUUAGCAGAUGUUAUUGCGGGUGUAGCGAAAUGCUUGCAAUAUUUAGGGUUAAGGUUAGAAUUAGAAUUAGGUUAGGGUUAGGAACUAGGGCUAGUUUUAGGGUAAGGAGGUUACAUUUAGGAGUUAGGAGCAAGGGUUAGGUUUUCAGGUAAGGGUUAGGUGUUAGGGAAAAUAGGAUUUUGAAUGGGAAUAAAUCUUUUCAGCAUUUCACCCAUAAUGCAGUACAAUUGUUACGAAACCCAUAACUAGCCUGCUAAUAUUGAUACGUUCGCUAAAGUAUAGGGGUCCUAUGCCUAAAAGCGAGGAAAUGGUGAUGCAAUGGAUAGCAGCUGUUUUACGGGCUCCUGACCAAUUCUGCUAUUUGUGUGUUUUUAUGUUCUGAUCGUAACUUUUCUGUACAUAAUAUUUCCUCCAUCAUUUCCUAUGACUGAAAAUAACUUCUGGACAUCAGAACAGUAACUAACCUGUCGCUAACCUCAAUUUGAAUGAAGAUUUCUACUUCAACGAGUCGGAGGCACAGGACAUAGUGCUCACCCCGAAAUAAAAGUAACAAAUAAUUAAAGAGCAGCAGUAAAAAUAACAAAUAAUGAGGCUAAAUACAGGGGGUACCGGUACUGAGUCAAUGUGCGGGGGCACCGCUUAGUCAAGGUAAUUGAGGUAAUAUGUACAUGUAGGUACAGUUAUUAAAGUGACUAUGCAUAGAUAAUAAACAGAGAGUAGCAGCAGCGUAAGAGGGGGGUGGGGGGCAAUGCAAAUAGUCUGGGUAGCUAUUUUAUUAGAUGUUCAGGAGUGUUAUGGCUUGGGGGUAGAAGCUGUUUAGAAGCCUCUUGGACCUAGACUUGGCGCUCCGGUACCGCUUGCCGUGCGGUAGCAGAGAGAACAGUCUAUGACUAGGGUGGCUGGAGUCUUUGACAAUUUUUAGGGCCUUCCUCUGACACCUCUUGGUAUAGAGGUCCUGGGUGGCAGGAAGCUUGGCCCCAGUGAUGCACUGGGCCAACACAGUACCCUCUGUAGUGCCUUGCGGUCAGAGGCCGAGCAGUUGCCAUACCAGGCAGUGAUGCAACCAGUCAGGAUGCUCUCGAUGGUGCAGCUGUAGAACCUUUUGAGGAUCUGAGGACCCAUGCCAAAUAUUUUCAGUCUCCUUAGGAAUGGACAUUUGAAACCCCCUCUUUAAGAUACCUGGAUUGGAUAGGAUCCUUCUACCCCCCCCCCCCAAUGUUAAGUGGUUAUCAUGGUUAGGGUGAACGACCCAAUGGAGUCGCUUGUAAAGCGUCUCAAUGACGUAUGUGCCCUGACAAGGCACUUAACCUAAUUGGCCGGAGUCGCUUGGUAGCGUCUUAAAGACUAAUGAAAUGUAAAGAUGUAAAGAAUGGUUCUGCCUCUUGAUGUCUUGGUUGAUUGUCAAUGUAGUUUGGUUGGUGAUGCGGACACCAAGGAACUUGAAGCUCUCAACCUGCUCCACUACAGCCCCGUCGAUGAGAAUGGGGGCGUGCUUGGUCUCUUAAGACCUAUGCACACCUGGAUUGUACAACAUCUGCCCAUUAUUCUUUUUAAGAUUCUUCAAGUUCUGUCAAGUUGGUUGUUGAUCAUUGCUAGACAGCCAUUUUCAAGUCUUGCCAUAGAUUUUUUGAAGCCGAUUUAAGUCAAAACUAACUAGGCCACUCAGGAACAUUCAAUGUUAUCUUGGUAAGCAACUCCAGUGUAUAUUUGGCCUUGUGUUUUAGGUUAUUGUAUUGCUGAAAGGUGAAUUCAUCGCCCAGUGUCUGUUGGAAAGCAGACUGAACCAGGUUUUCCUCUAGGAUUUUGCCUAUGCUUAUUUACAUUUGAGUCAUUUAGCAGACACUCUUAUCCAGAGCGACUUACAGUUAGUGAGUGCAUACAUGUUUUUGGGUUUUUUUCAUACUGGCCCCCCGUGGGUAUCGAACCCACAACCCUGGCGUUGCAAGCGCCAUGCUCUACGAACUGAGCUGUAUUCCGUUUAUUUUUAUUCAAAAACCUUUUCUAGUCCUUGCCGAUGACAAGCAUACCCAUAACACGAUGCAGCCACCACCACGCUUGAAAAUAUGAAGAUUGGUACUCAGUGAUGUGUUGUGUUGGAUUUGCCCGAAACAUAAUGCUUUGUAUUCAGGACAAUUUCUUUUUACUAAAGUGCCUUGUUGCAAAUGGGAUGCAUGUUUUGGAAUAUUUUUAUUCUGUACAGGUUUCCUUCUAUUCACUCUGUCAUUUAGGUUAGUAUUGUGUAGGCCGUCAUUGUAAAUAAGAAUGUGUUCUUAACUGACUUGCCUAGUUAAAUAAAGGUUAAAAAAAUGUAUGUGUGGGGUACAGAGGAUGGGUAGUCAUUCAAAAAUCACGUUAAUAAUAAUUGUGUAGUAACUGCAAUGUUAUUGAACCAUCCUCAGUUUUCUCAUAUCACAACCAUUAAAAACUCUGUAACAUGGUGAAAUCUCUGAGCGGUUUCCUUCUUCUCUGGCAGCUGAGUUAGGAAUGAUGCCUGUAUCUUUGUAGUGACUGGGUGUUUUGAUACACCAUUCAAGUGUAAUUGAUAACUUCACCAUGCUCAAAGGGAUUUUCAGCAUCUGCUUUUUUUUUAACACAUCCAAUCGGUUCCCUUCUUUGCAAGACAUUGAAAACCUCCCUAGUCUUUGUGGUUGAAUCUGUGCUUGAAAUUCACUAAUAACUUGAGCGACAUUACAGAUAAUUGUAUGUGUGGGGUACAGAGGAUGGGUAGUCAUUCAAAAAUCACGUUAACUCAUACAAAGCAUGAGCUGGCACACACCCAGAGAACAUCACUUAGUGUAGAGGUGCUGACCAACUGAGAAUAAACUGUAAGCUAUAAAAAACAAACAAAGAGAGUCGCACACUCUAUGUAUAAAUAAAUUGUGUUUUUUUUACCCAAUAAUUUACUGGGAGUUUAUACAUAGAGUGUGCGACUCUCUUUGUUUGUUUUUAUAACCACUGUUAUUUAACACUGAAUGAGUCCUUGCAACUUAUUAUGCAAUUUGUUAAGCAAAUUUGUACUCCUGAACAUAUUUAGGCUUGCCAUAAGAAAGGGGUAAAAUACUUAUUAACUUAAGACAUUUCAGCUUUGAAUUCUUUAUUAAUUUCUAAAAUGUUCUGCAAACAAAAUUCCACUUUGACAUUCCGGGGUAUUUUGUGUAGAUCUGUGACACAAAAUAUAUACAUUUUAAAAUCAGGUUGUAAAGGGUGUGAAUACUUUCUGAAGGCCCUGUACAGUAUGUACAUGUACCCAGGAGACUGCAACCUUCCCUUAGGUCCAGGGCCAGCUCCUUCUUCUUGUUUGGCCUAUCCAAGCAGAUUAUUAGUUGUUCACCUAAAUUGCCUGCACCUGAUGUGCUUUAGAAGGCUUCCUGGCAGAGCACUGCCCUUGACCCGGUUGGUCCUGCCAUCUGGGGAUGGAGUGUUUAGUGUGGAAGUGUGACCUGGUAGUGUGUUGCCUAACUCUGUGCUAACACUAAACUACCCCCCAUAUCAUAUCACAAUCUACAGCACUAAUUCUGUAAAACACAUUUAAGGUAUUUUACGGUUUGUUCUACAGUGUUUUAAUGUUGAAAUUACAGUUUUACAGUGAAGCUAAUUCAUUAAGAAUUGAUCGAACAUGCUUCAUGACAGCUCUUGGAACAAGGCUUUGUGGGUAAUGGGAUAUCAGCUUUACAUCAACAACAAAAUCAGUCUAAGAUUUCCAAUGUGCCACCCAGUUGAAGCAUAUCAUACGUCAUCAUAAGCCACAAAAUUUCAUUCGGAUGACAACAUAAAUACUGUUAAUGAAAGAAGCACCAGUGUGCAAGCUGGACCAUGAAGCAGAAGAUUAAGUUAGAAUAUGAAGUUGGCAUAGCAUUCAUCAACUCCUUUGAGUAGGCUAGGCGUCAGCUGCUGCUCUCUGUCUUCCUCUUUGGGUAAGUCCAUUCACCAACAUACCCAUCCAAUCCACAACAGCCAUCCAAUUCAGCUGCUCCCAUGACAUCUGUCACCUGGGGUCCAUACUUGCAAACAUUAGAAAACGUUUUUCUCUGUCUCAAAAUCCGCAUCAGCCAAUUAAAAACGUUGAUGUAGUUGCACAUGAUAGAAUGUUAAAUGUUAGCUUUUCCCAUCAGAUAACCUGCCACACUUAGCCCUAUGCUAACUACACCAGCUGUACAUGAUUAUUCCCUGUAAAAAAUUCUGCAUCAGCCAUUAACAAAUGUUUAUGUAGUUUACAUCAUAGAACACUUUUUUUAAUGAGAGCGUCCCUAUUAAAGGCCCAGUGCAGUCUUAAACGUGAUUUUCCUGUGUUUUAUAUAUAUUUAUUUCCACACUGAGGUUGGAAUAAUACUGUGAAAUUGUGAAUAUUAUGAUAAUGCCCUUUUAGUCUAAGAGCUGUUUUAAAAGGUCCGUGGUCCUCUGUAGCUCAGCUGGUAGAGCACGGCGCUUGUAACGCUAAGGUAGUGGGUUCGAUCCCCGGGACCUCCCAUACACAAAAAAUGUAUGCACGCAUGACUGUAAGUCGCUUUGGAUAAAAGCGUCUGCUAAAUGGCAUAUUAAUUAUAAUUAAUUAAAAAGACCACCUGAAAUUUCAGCCUGUUGUGGUGGGAUGGAGUUUUGGCCUGCCUGGUUACAACUCCAGGGGGUAAAUUAGUUAAUAGACCAAUAAGAAAGAGAAUUCCAAACAUCUCUAACAAUAUGAGCUAUUUUUCAGUUUUCCCCUCCCUACUCAGACAGUCCUAGCAAAAUGUUUGCUUAAGAAAUUGCUCUUUCCUAAGAAGCUAUUCAUUUCUUUUUUACAAUUUUUAAUUGAAAACAAUCAGAAUUAGGUACUUAAUUGUUACCCCAAAAUGAUUUGAUAUUGCAGGAGAAAAAAAAGCUGCAUUAGACCUUUAACAGAAGUCAAAACGGCAUCAUAUGUUAAUAAAAAGGUACUAAAACACAUGAAAUCCUUGAAAAUGUUGCUUUUUGCGGCAAGUUCGAAUCCCAGGUGAGAUAUAGAGUUUUCCUUUGAAAUUUAGGAUUACAUUAAUUGUGUUACUGUGUCGCAAAGGGAAGUGCAGAUUAAAAAUGAAAAUGAAGAAUACAUUUAAUGAGGAGCUGCAUUUUCAGCCUUGUAGACAAGCACACAGCUAAUGAUUAAGUUUAUUAGGCCUACAUAUACAGUGGGGAGAACAAGUAUUUGAUACACUGCCGAUUUUGCAGGUUUUCCUACUUACAAAGCAAGUAGAGGUCUGUAAUUUUUAUCAUGAGAGACGGAAUCUAAAACAAAAAUCCAGAAAAUCACAUUGUAUGAUUUUUAAGUAAUUAAUUUGCAUUUUAUUGCAUGACAUAAGUAUUUUAUACAUCAGAAAAGCAGAACUUAAGAUUUGGUACAGAAACCUUUGUUUGCAAUUACAGUGAUCAAACGUUUCCUGUAGGUCUUGACCAGGUUUGCACACACUGCAGCAGGGAUUUUGGCCCACUCCUCCAUACAGACCUUCUCCAGAUCCUUCAGGUUUCGGGGCUGUCGCUGGGCAAUACGGACUUUCAGCUCCCUCCAAAGAUGUUCUAUUGGGUUCAGGUCUGGAGACUGGCUAGGCCACUCCAGGACCUUGAGAUGCUUCUUACGGAGCCACUCCUUAGUUGCCCUGGCUGUGUGUUUCGGGUCGUUGUCAUGCUGGAAGACCCAGCCACGACCCAUCUUCAAUGCUCUUACUGAGGGAAGGAGGUUGUUGGCCAAGAUCUUGCGAUACAUGGCCCCAUCCAUCCUCCCCCCAAUACGGUGCAGUCGUCCUGUCCCCUUUGCAGAAAAGCAUCCCCAAAGAAUUAUGUUUCCACCUCCAUGCUUCACGGUUGGGAUGGUGUUCUUGGGGUUGUACUCAUCCUUCUUCCUCCAAACACGGCGAGUGGAAUUUAGACCAAAAAGCUCUAUUUUUGUCUCACCUUCUCCCAUUCCUCCUCUGGAUCAUCCAGAUGGUCAUUGGCAAACUUCAGACGGGCCUGGACAUGCGCUGGCUUGAGCAGGGGGACCUUGUGUGCGCUGCAGGAUUUUAAUCCAUGACGGCGUAGUGUGUUACUAAUGGUUUUCUUUGAGACUGUGGUCCAAGCUCUCUUCAGGUCAUUGACCAGGUCCUGCCGUGUAGUUCUGGGCUGAUCCCUCACCUUCCUCAUGAUCAUUGAUGCCCCACGAGGUGAGAUCUUGCAUGGAGCCCCAGACCGAGGGUGAUUGACCGUCAUCUUGAACUUCUUCCAUUUUCUAAUAAUUGCGCCAACAGUUGUUGCCUUCUCACCAAGCUGCUUGCCUAUUGUCCUGUAGCCCAUCCCAGCCUUGCGCAGGUCUACAAUUUUAUCCCUGAUGUCCUUACACAGCUCUCUGGUCUUGGCCAUUGUGGAGAGGUUGGAGUCUGUUUGAUUGAGUUUGUGGACAGGUGUCUUUUAUACAGGUAACGAGUUCAAACAGGUGCAGUUAAUACAGGUAAUGAGUGGAGAACAGGAGGGCUUCUUAAAGAAAAACGAACAGGUCUGUGAGAGCCAGAAUUCUUACUGGUUGGUAGGUGAUCAAAUACUUAUGUCAUGCAAUAAAAUGCAAAUUAAUUACUUAAAAAUCAUACAAUGUGAUUUUCUGGAUUUUUGUUUUAGAUUCUACCUCAUCCCUAUAUUGUUAUUUAUUUUGCUCUUUUGCACCCCAGUAUCUCUAUUUGCACAUAAUCUCUUGCACAUCUAGCAUUCCAGUGUUAAUACUAUUGUAAUUAUUUUGCACUAUAGCCUAUUUAUUGCCUUACCUCCAUAACUUGCUAUAUUUGCACCACUGUAUAUAUAUUUUCUGUUGUAUUUUUGACUUUAUGUUUUUUUUUACCCCAUAUGUAACUCUGUGUUGUUUUUAUCGCACUGCUUUGCUUUAUCUUGGCCAGGUCGCAGUUGUAAAUGAGAACUUGUUCUCAACUGGCUUACCUGGUUAAAUAAAGGUGAAAUAAAAUAAAAAUAAAAUUCCGUCUCUCACAGUUGAAGUGUACCUAUGAUAAAAAUGACAGACCUCUAACAUCUUUGUAAGUAGUGAAAACCCUGCGAAUCGGCAGUGUAUAAAUAUUUGUUCUCCCCACUUAAAUAUAGUCAUAUAUAUAUAUAAUUAUAAUACACAGCCACACCCACACACCACACCAACCACACCACAACACACACCACACAACACCACCCCACCAACACACACACCACACACAAACACCACACACACACACCACACACACACACACAUACAUACAGUGGUCCUCUACUCAGCUGUAGAGCACGGCGCAUGUAACGCAGUAGCGAUCUGAUAUAUAACAGUGGGAGAACAGAUUUAUACACUGCCGUUCGGGUUUCCUCUUACACAGCAUGAAGAGUCUGAUUAUAUAUAUACAGUGUGUGUAUAUAAGUAUAAUAUAUACACACACACACACACACACACACAUACAUACAUACAUACAGUGGUCCUCUUUAGCUCAGCUGGUAGAGCACGGCGCAUGUAACGCCAGGGUAGUGGGUUCGAUCCCCGGGACCACCCAUACACAAAAAUGUAUGCACGCAUGACUGUAAGUCGCUUUGGAUAAAAACAUCUGCUAAAUGGCAUAUUAUUAUACACAUACCUAUCCUUUAAAAAUAUAUAUAUAUAUUCCCCUUUUACUUUCCAACCCUGCCACCCUUUCCCUACUUGGAGUAAACUAGUGAACAACAAUGCUUAGGCCUCUACUUCCAGCUUAUACUUACUAUCUACAUUUUAUGGACACAGUCAAUUUUACAAUAAUUCUAUUUUGUUUGUUUUUUCUCCUGAACUUCUACUCUCAACCUCUCCGAUCAUUUUCAUGAUGUCCAUCCGGUUUCCUUCUAUAUGCUAUAUCUUUCUAACUGUGCUCUAACACAAAAGCUCCCUACCUACAACCUAUAUACUUAUAAUGGACACAGUAUGCUUACAUUAUUUGUCAUCUUGUUAUUAUUUGUUGUUAGUUGUUAUUAGUCCCAUCCUUCAACUCCAUUCAAUACCUCCCAUCUAUCUUUUAACACCAUUCAUAUAGGAUUUCUACUUGCCAUAUAUAUUUCAACUGUACUGUGAUGUCUUACAAAAGUUCUGAACCUUUCUAUUCUCAUUGUUUCUACAGAUUGUAAAUUGAAAAUAAACAUUUUUGCUAAAAGUAUUAUUAUGUUAUUGAUCAAUUGACUAUGACUUUUCAGAUCACCCAGUAAUGCUAUCUGCAAGGUUAGCUCCAGGUAAAUAUUGCAAUCCUUUAGCCAUUCCUGGACCUGUGUCCAAAAACAAGCUACAAAUGGACAGUACCAAAACAAAUGAUCUAAUGAUUCUGUCUCUUCACAGCAAAAUCUGCAGAGCUGGGAAGAUUGUAUCCCCCAUAUAAAUAACAUUCUAUUGGUAGCAAGAUUUUUAUAUAAUAAUUUAAAUUGAAAGAUUCAAAGUUUUGAAUCCGGUGUCGUUUUGCAUAUCAGUUCAUAAAAACACUAUGCCAUGGGAUCGGUACCGCCCCUCAAAAAUCUCUACUCCAACUAUUUUGGCACAAUCUAUAUGGGCCGGCUGUCCAAUCCUUUGGUCCUUAAAUGAAAACCUGAUAUACUUUUUUAUUUAUCACAGUUUGUCCUUAACCAAUUUAUGUUCCCCUUCCACAUUCCCUCUUCCAUUUUUGCGGCUAAAAGGCUGCAAUUAUUUGGGUUGUACUUUUGGGUAGAGCAGACAUUUCCAUAUGUUUUUGUUAGCCUUCAUAUGCGACAUACCUCCACCAUGUCCUACCGCUGAUAUCAUGUUAUGGAAGAUUAUAACAAUUUUCUUUUAAAUUUGUCAAAAAAAAAGUUGUUUUUGUGGGUCCAAUUAGUAUAUUUUGAGUUUUUAAAACCACAAAUAUUUGUUGCAUUAUUUGUUCUUUCUGUGUGUCUUCCUGGCGGAUUAAAUUGAAAUUGCAACCAACUUUCUAUGGCUUACAUAUAUUACAUAAACUUGUAGGCUACACUUAUAUGUACAACGUUUCAUAUCCUUUGGUGUUUUUGAGCCACGGAUUUGCAGAUUGACUGACAGGUUAACACUUUUUGGCUUGGCUAGCUAGCAAGCUAGCUGGCUAAUAUUUAGAAAAAUGCAUCUGGACACAGUACCAGAUUUUUUGUUUCACCUGGCUGCCAAUUCGAAGAGUCGCCUGAAGCGUGAGAGUAUUGGGAGAUAGAGGAAUUCAGCAGUGUUGAGGCGGAGGGCUCAUAGUGAGGACUACUGGCUACUAUUCUGAACUUUGUGUGGUGAACUUUCUCGUGCGCAGAGCUGCUGAGGCAUCACCCAAGUCGGUGCUACACAGAGUGGAAGAGAAGAAGUCCAGUGGCUAUAAGAGUCAGGCUGGUUCCCAGACUUGCCCUCUACAAGAUCAUCAGCAGACUCCAUCACCAUCAUCUAACAUCCUCUGACCAGCUCUCUCCACUAAAGCCAUGAAUUGCGCUCCAUCUUCGAAGGAUGCAGCUUUCAAACACAUGGUCUCUAUUGGUUGACCUGUCAUGAACCGCUUUGAGAUACUAUGAUAAGCACUAUAGAAAUGUAAUACAUUAUCAGUAUUAGAGUUGAAGUCGGAAGUUUACAUACACCUUAGCCAAACACAUUUAAACUCAGUUUUUCACAAUUCCUGACAUUUAAUCCUAGUAAAAAUUCCCUGUCUUAGUUCAGUUAGGAUCACCACUUUAUUUUAAGAAUGUGAAAUGUCAGAAUAAUAGUAGAGAGAAUGAUUUAUUUCAGCUUGUAUUUCUUUCAUCACAUUCCCAGUGGGUCAGCAGUUUACAUACACUCAAUUCGUAUUUGGUAGCAUUGCCUUUAAAUUGAUUAACUUGGGUCAAAUGUUUCGGGUAGCCUUCCACAAGCUUCCCACAAUAAGUUGGGUGAAUUUUGGCCCAUUCCUCCUGACAGAGCUGGUGUAAUUGAGUCAGGUUUGUAGGCCUCCUUGCUCGCACACGCUUUUUCAGUUCUGCCCACAUAUUUUCUAUAGGAUUGAGGUCAGGGCUUUGUGAUGGCCACUCCAAUACCUUGACUUUGUUGUCCUUAAGCCAUUUUGCCACAACUUUGGAAGUAUGCUUGGGGUCAUUGUUCAUUUGGAAGACCCAUUUGCUACCAAGCUUUAACUUCCUGACUGAUGUCUUGAGAUGUUGCUUCAAAAUAUCCAUAUAAUUUUCCUCCCUCCUGCAGCCAAGCACCCCCACAGCAUGAUACUGCCACCCCGUGCUCCACGGUUGGGAUGGUGUUCUUCGGCUUGCAAGCCUUCCCCUUUUUCCUCCAAACAUAACGAUGGUCUCUAUGGCCAAACAGUUCUAUUUUUGUUUCAUCAGACAGGACGACAUUUCUCCAAAAAGUACGAUCUUUGUCCCCAUGUGCAGUUGCAAACCGUAGUCUGGCUUUUUUAUGGCGGUUUUGGAGCAGUGCCUUCUUCCUUGCUGAGCGGCCUUUCAGGUUAUGUCGAUAUAGGACUCGUUUUACUGUGGAUAUAGAUACUUUUGUACCGGUUUCCUCCAGCAUUUUCACAAGGUCCUUUGCUGUUGUUCUGGGAUUGAUUUACACUUUUUGCACCAAAGUACGUUCAUCUCUAGGAGACAGAACGCGUCUCCUUCCUGAGCGGUAUGACGGCUGUGUGGUCCCAUGGUGUUUAUACUUGCGUACUAUUGUUUGAACAGAUGAACGUGGUACCUUUAGGCAUUUGGAAAUUGCUCCCAAGGAUGAACCAGACUUGUGGAGGUCCAAAAAUUUUUUUCUGAAGUCUUGGCUGAUUUCUUUUGAUUUUCCCAUGAUGUCAAGCAAAGAGGCACUGAGUUUGAAGGUAGGCCUUGAAAUACAUCCACAGGUACACCUCCAGUUGACUCAAAUGAUGUCAAUUAGCCUAUCAGAAGCUUCUAAAGCCAUGACAUCAUUUUCUGGAUUUUUUCAGGCUGUUUAAAGGCACAGUCAACUUAGUGUAUGUAACAUUUCUGACCCACUGGAAUUGUGAUACAGUGAAUUAUAAGUUAAGUAAUAUGUCUGUAAACAAUUGUUGGAAAAAUUACUUGUGUCAUGCACAAAGUAGAUGUCCUAACCGACUUGCCAAAACUAUAGUUUGUUAACAAGAAAUGUGUGGAGUGGUUGAAAAAUGAGUUUUAAUGACUCCAACCUAAGUGUAUGUAAUCUUCCGACUUCAACUGUAUAUGCAUUAUUAGAAUAAUCCACUUUGUCACAUUUGCAUGAUUUGAAUUGAGCUUAAACUUUUGCUGAUGUUCACAAGUUCAGACCCCUGAGCUAGCUGCAGAGCUAGUCAAGGUGGCCUUAUACUGAUAGUGCUCCUUAUGUGAGCCAAUCAAAUCACAAAAAUAGUCCCCACGCACCCCUGGGACUGAGGUAAACCUUUGAUUACUGUGGCUCUGCUCCGGUUGAACAAACUUGUCCUUAAUGUAUCUCCUCUGGAAGACAGUUACAUCAUGUUAGGGUUUAACUGCAAUUGAACAGAACUACAGCGGUACAGCGUUUUGAAAUCCUGCCCACCGCAGCCCAUUUGAACCUGUUUGGUAGCAGUAGGGUCAUGCACAAAGACAUUUAGAGUAGGCACUGAUUCAAUAUCGUUGCAUUAAUUAUGUGUGUCUUCUAUAAUGUUUCAGAGAGCAUGCCGCCUCUGUUUGGCAGCCAAAUCAGAGGUUAAGGAGAGUUCAUCCCUGGUAUUUGGCAAAGAAACACAUAUUCACUAUUGUGGCAUUGACACUAAAUAGUCAUGCACCAGAAACAGAGCGCCAGUGUUGUAGUGUGACCAGACAGGCAGGCAGGCUCCGCUCAUGCUCUGCCUCCGAUCAUGUAGGCUACACACAUAGACAUUAAAAUCAGUACAUAGUGGUAGCGCUGACAAGUUGCACCCCUGGUGCAAAGAGUGUGGCGCAAUGUCAACUAUGUAACAGAAAAUAGAAGAGAAGACCAUUGCCAACUGACUGCAAAGUAAACAGUAGGCUAUGUAUUAGAAUAGACUUCAGCCAUAGGGACCUGUGACUCGACUCAUGACUCGACUAGUGACUCAACCAUUGGUGACUCAGACUUGAACUCUGACUUAACUCGGACACUCGAGCACAGGGGACUUGGGACUCGACUCGGACUCGAGGUUUAGUGACUCGACCACAACACUGCAGAGGGCUAAAGAAAGAUAGGCAUUGUGCCAUUCUAUUUAUGUUUGAACAUAGCGUACACAAGACCAGCCAUUCAUGUUGACUCACUGGCAUGGUCACGUGACUUCACAACACCAUUUACUACAGAAGGAAAUGAGAGGUGAUGUAUAGCAUGAUUUACAGUACUAAAAUUUGAAAAAUAUUGGAAAGAACAACACCCAUCUGUAUAUGCAUGAUAACAGUUUAAUCAAAAGGUAGACAAGCAAGUGGGAAAGCAUUCAAGCAACUUUCUUGGAUAAUUGGAAAACUGAAUGCCACAUUCCAUUAGUUCCAUUAGUGCACUAGCCUAUACGUUAUAUUGUGUGUGUCACUCCCUUACGGAAAAACCACAUGAAUUUCACACAUGAAUAGUUACACAAAAAAUGUUUAUGUGAUCAUGUGAUCUUAUGUGAAGUUAAUGUGAUAACAUGUGACAACAUGUAAAGCAACAUUUGAUAACAUGGCAUUUUCCAUGUGAAAACGUGAUCACAUGUGAAGUGUUCCAAAACACUUUUUCAGAUGUGAAAUUUCACAUGAAAUCAUGUGAUUUUCCACAUGUGAAAUCAUGUGUUUUUUUCUGUAAGGGCUGUCCCUUUCAGGAGUGAGUGAGCCUCAUUCUAUAUGUGGUAGUGGCUGUGUACAUUAAUGCAUUAUGGUUGACUUGUAUAUUGUGAUUGACUGCAAUUAUUGUCACAUUCUAUAAUGGGGUAUCACUGGUGAAAAAACAACUAGACAUGGCUGAGUGAACUACUGCAGCUGAAUGCACUGAUGAUGAUCAUCAGUAGCUAGGUUUCCAUCCAAUUGGUGACAGAUUUUCAUGCGAUUAUUCUAAAAUCUGCAUAAAAACAAGAUGUGAAUUUUCACACCUGAUAUGUGUUUCCAUCAAAUUGACUUGAUGCAGAUAAAAGGCUUGUGCGUGAGGACUUAGUGCACAUAAACAUACAUUUUGUGAUUAAAUUCCAAUGAACCUAAUAAAAAAAAAUUCAACUCUACUGAUGGUUUUCUCACAACAACAAAAAUAUUGUGUGCCCACUGUGGUAAUGGCACGUGCGCUGUAGCCAACAGCUAGCAGAUACAGUGCAGGUGUAGCCUACAUGAUGAGUUUAUUAUGAACAAAAGAGCAAGAUUAUUUUUAUUUCUCAAACGGUAGCCAAGCAUCGAUGAUCAUGUCACCAGAAUAAGACCCUCAAUAUUUAUUGGAAAGGAGCAUCAAGCUCAUCACCUUGCACUAUCACCACCCUUACUGUAUUUAAUCUGUAGCCUCAUAAACUGCAUGCUUUCCCGAUGAGUCUUAGUGGGAGGACUACACAACAUGUGAUCGUGUGACUCCAAGAUUACUUCAUUAUGAUGGUUAUUAUAUCUAUAUUUGCACAUAAAGCAUUUCCACCGACAUUUCUCGCAUAAUUAAUUUUACAGACACAUAUGGAACAUUUUGAGCUGGUACAGCCAUUAUGUGUUUCAUUGGCCUUAUUUGAGUGGGACAAACCCUUAAAUUGAAUGGAAGCACUACUACUUGUUUAUCUCAUGAAUAUAUUUAACUAUACCUUUGCCGUAUGAGUGACUUCUCCAUGCUGUGUGGCGUAGUGUGACUGCUAAAUCAUUCCCCCAGUCAGACUUAAAUUACUAUUUCAUAAAUCUUUUAAAAGACUGCUAAAUCAUUCCCCCAGUUUUGACAACUUUCUUCUAAGCCAAGGACUUUAACAAGUGAACAGAUGCCGGGUCUUAAAAGUUUCAAGGCUUUGCUAUUAUGAACUUAAAAGUUGUUUUCACUUGAAAACACCUUGGGUGGAAUUUCAAGCACCUGCAAGCCAUUUGUGUGGUGGUGGCGUUGUACACAGUAUAAACCUGCUCUCUAUUCAACAGGCCAGGACUGAAUGAUACAAACAGUCACCCAUACCUUACUUUUGCCACUUAAUUAACACAACUCUUUAAGCAUCCCAAAACAUAAAUGUAAAUGUUGUCAUGUUUUUCAACUUGCAUGUUCUAUUGUCUAUUUAUUAAAUUGACAUUUUAGUCAUUUAGCAGACACUCUUAUCCAGAGCAACUUAUAGGAGCAGUUUGGGUUAAGUGCCUUGCUCAAGGGCACAUCGACAGAUAUUUCACCUAGUCGGCUCGGGGAUUCAGCCAGUGACCUUUCGGUUACUGGCCCAACGCUCUUAACUAGUACCUGCUGCCCCAUUUAUCAAGGCAAUAUCCAUGUAUUUCAGUGUCUGUCUGCAAUGUGGAUAUUAUUAAAAACAUGUACUUGAACUUGUACCCGUUUGACAAUCAGCUGUGCUCAAUGCUGAUGAGAUGUAAGAUGAGAUAACAGGAGCUUCAAAUCAAAUCAAAUUUUAUUUGCCACAUGCGCCGAAUACAACAGGUGUAGACAUUACAGUGCAAAUAGUCCGGGUAGCCAUGAUUAGCUGUUCAGGAGUCUUAUGGCUUGGGGGUAGAAGCUGUUGAGAAGCCUUUUGGACCUAGACUUGGCGCUCCGGUACAGCUUGCCGUGCGGUAGCAGAGAGAACAGUCUAUGAUUAGGGUGGCUGAAGUCUGACAAUUUUUAGGGCCUUCCUCUGACACCGCCUGGUACAGAGGUCCUGGAUGGCAGGAAGCUUGGCCCCAUUGAUGUACUGGGCCGUACGCACUACCAUCUGUAGUGCCUUGCGGUCGGAGGCCGAGCAGUUGCCAUACCAGGCGGUGAUGCAAACAGUCAGGAUGCUCUCGAUGGUGCAGCUGUAUAACUUUUUGAGGAUCUGAGGACCCAUGCCAAAUCUUUUCAGUCUCCUGAGGGGGAAUAGGCUUUGUCGUGCCCUCUUCACGACUGUCUUGGUGUGUUUUUGACUCAUUAUUUGUGUGUUUGGUUUUGUGUUGGUCGCCGGACUGUUUCCUUGGCACCUGUCGUAUUGACUAUUGGAUCUGGGUACCAGAGCAACAUAGAUUUUCUCUUCCUAUGACCUUUAAUAGCUCAUCUUGGAAGUCUCAAGGCACAUAAGGAAAAAUAAACUAUAUUUGCAGAAUACAUCAUGACCUUAAGAACAUAACAUUCCCCUCAGGAUACGUACAUGCUUGCGAACAUUUUCAGGCACAAGGCUCCAUGUUUUUUUCUGAGCAGAAUUCUCCAAUGUGGUAUAUUUGUUUUUCCUGUGUAUUCUAAAAACUCAAGCCUCAACAAAAAAGCACUAUGACCAGUGCUUAAUUUGUAAAUCAGGAGGUGCCGGAACAAAAAGUGAGCGCGAGAGGGGGAUGACCUGGGGAGCUCUGGGGUACCAGAACGCAUGAGGAAAAAAAUCACCUUUAUAAUAAAGCAUUGCAUGCAUAUCAUCGCAUUUGCGUAGUGGAUAGAGUAGUAGAGUAGAGGCAUUUACACAUGGGGAACAUUUUCGUAGCCACGGGUCCGGGAUUUUUAAAAAUAAAUGCAUUUCAUCAGGGGUGCAACUUUCACUGGGGACAGGGGGACAUGCAUUUUUGUCCCCUCCCCCAAUGUGAUACAAAACGAGGCAACGGUGUGCUUUAGGACUAUGCGGACACCUCCGAGCGGUCGGGUAAGCUGUUUGGAGUGUUUAUCUGACUGGACAAAAAAUUAAAUGUCCCCCCCGCUUCUAAAACCAAGGUUGCGCCCCUGCAUUUCAUGCAAUUCUACAUCAUUUUACAUGACUGGAGACUUUGGCAGAAUCGUUUUUAAUACCGCACAAAUGAUCGAAAAGACAAGCUACUUUGAAACGGACAAAAUGAUAAUCUGAGAUCAAUAAAAACGACCUUGAAUCCAUCAAUAGCAUAGGCCUAGGUGUGUGGAGACACAUAUUGUAGGCUACACUAUGAGGAGGAAAUUAUAGUCCUACUUUGUAAAAACAAUAUUUUGAAGUUUAUCAAAUAUUUUGUUCGCCUAUAGCAGACAGAUUAGAGUAUUCUCUUUUCAGCAGGAGCAAUUUGGUUUCCAACCUGUUUUCCCACAAUUGUAUUUGAAAUAUUGCAAAAGGCCUGUUUUGUCUGCAUGCUGUUCACUGACAGAUUUGCAGCGCGUUCCCGACUAUAGGCUAUGCCUUGUUAUUGGGCUACACACAAUCCACCGCUAGGCAAUUUUUAAAAAGAAGCUAUUGAUCCUCUGUGGAUACCUUAUGGCCAUUUUCAUGGUGUAGUAGGCUAUUCUGAACAGACAGCAGUUAUUCUAUAACUUUGGCAAAUGUAUUUCAAUUCAUCAGAGGAGCUGCAGCUCCUCCAGAACCCUUUGUGCGGCUAUGACUCUAUAAGGAAAUAAAUGAUGAAUUGCAACGCUGGAGAGAUGAGAGUUGCAGGAUCAUGUCUAUCAGAGCAGAGAGGGAUCAUAGAAAGUGAAUGUCAUUCUAGCUCUGUGAGAGAUACAGGCGCGCUUCUCACAUAGCCAAUGUUACGCAAACCAUAAGCCCGGGCCGACCCAACCCGAAUCAACUCUUAGAAUAUCAGGCCCAUGCUGAAAAUCUACUUUUUCACAUUACUUUUUUUUGGGGGGGGGGGGGCAAUUAGAAUGAAGAGGCAAUUAGAAGGAUUUUUAUUUAAAAAAAAUCUUUGAUCGCUUUUAUUAGAAUUUUUACAUUGCAAAAAGUGAAAAUUAUUUUUCAUUUCACGAGAGGUACCAGAUCCGGCCAAAUAGGUCCCGGAACGAAACAUUCCAAAAUGGAGAGGUGACGGAUCCUGUUCCGGCAAGAUCCGGCUCAAAUUAACCUCUACGGGAUCGUUGUCCCGUACACGGGACGGUUGAGCUAACGUGUGCUAAUGUGAUUAGCAUGACUGUUGUAAGUAAAAGCAAACUUUCCAGGACAUAGACAUUUCUUAUAUGGGCAGAAAGCUUAAAUUCUUGUUAAUCUAACUGCAUUGUCCAAUUUACAGUAGCUGUUACAGUUUAAAAAAAUACCAUGCUAUUGUUUGAGUAGAGUGCACAACAACAAAAAACACUUAUCACAGCAACUGGUUUGACACAUUCACCUCUGAAGGUAAAUAAUGUACUUACAUUCAGUAAUCUUGCUCUGAUUUGUCAUCCUAAGGGUCCCAGAAAUAAAAUGUAGCAUAGUUUUGUUUGAUAAAAUUCAUUUUUAUAUUCAAAUGUAGGAACUGGGUUCUACAGUUUGAACCCCUGCUGUCUCUGGCUCCACACCCACCCCGCCCGCCAUCUAGAUGUGUGAAAGUUAGUGUAUAAGCUAAUGAUUCAUCAUGUAUGACAUUCCUGGGAGUGUGUAAACUUACAUUUUGUAUUAUCAUAUCAUUUUUGUAUGUUCUCUAUAGUUACAUACUUGAAAUUGUAUCAAUUGACCAAUUCGGCUUAUUUGGGCAGACUUGAUACAAAAUAGUCCAGUAUUGCAAUGCUUCACUGGAUGAAUCUGAAACUUUGCACACACACUGCUGCCAUCUAGUGGCCAAAAUCUAAAUUGCGCCUAAACUGCAAUAUUAUAUUGUGGCCUUUCUCUUGCAUUUCAAAUAUUUUUUGUCUGUAUUAUCUUUUACCAUAUCUAAUGUGUUAUCUUUUUCUACAUUGAUUUCACAUUUCCACAAACUCCAAAGUGUUUCCUUUCAAAUGGUAUCAAGAAUAUGCAUAUCCUUCCUUCAGGUCCUGAGCAACAGGCAGUUAGAUUUGGGUAUGUAAUUGUAGGCCAAAAUUGAAAAAAAUGGUCAGAUCCUAAAGAGCCUAAGCACUGACUAUGACUCCUAGCACAUCAGAUAUGGCUGUUUUUCAAGAGGAUUUAACCCUAAGAGUGUGAUGUCAGGUUGAAAGACAGGGGGAAUUAACAUUUUAAAGGCUGGGGUAUUGCUGUGAUUGUGGGGUGGUACCUUAUCUCUGGCUUCUCCAUUAAACUGAUGGGAUCAUCUCUGUUGUUCUUACGUAGAUAAUCAGCGGUGGUCGCACACAGUCAAAUUUGACAUCAGUCAGGCUACAUACAGUAUGUUAUUCGGAGGUGACUGAGGAGCCCAAACCUGGAGGGGCAGUUUCAACCACAGUGGGGGCAGGUUGUAUAGCUAGAGAAAUGGGUUUGGAGAGCAGGCUGAAGAUCAUACAAUACAGUUCACCUACAACAAGUGCAACCAUUUGUAUGUAUUUAUAAGCAAGUGAUAGAAAGGUCCCUAGAAAGGUGGAAGAAAACCCUUAAUGUAACAUCAGGAAGGCAGCUAACAUCUAAUGUCCUGAACAAUUUGUUCUCAUGACUCCUUACAUCACAGCAACCAUUGAUGUAGAAGUUCAUUCAAUGUUUUAUUUUUCAUGCCUGAAAUCGAUAGCUCAUUUUCCGGGCCGGGCACAGUCCUUUGAGUUAGAGGGCAUUUUCAUCAGAGUAGCAUCAUCAUACAGACUGAGGUGUGUUGUGUGUGUGUGUGUGUGUGUGUGUUCCAGCAGUGUGGGUUUUCUAUAACGAGGCCGAUUAUUAAACCUAGAAGACCUUGUCUCAAUCAAGGGUACAUCACUGUGUAGGUUCUGAAGAGUGGUUCAGAGAGCAGUGCACCACAAGAAAAGUUGUACUACUUUUAUUUCAUGAAACUUUUUCAUGUUUCAUUUGAAGGUCGAUUAGCUUUUCUUUAUUUUUUAUUUCUGUGCAGCCAAUUUAGCAACCAAUUAAAACUGUGUUGUCUCUUAUAUCAAAUCUCCACCUGGAUUUGUAUGAGUUAUGUGGCCUUACAUUUUCUAGUGCAUCAAGUAUAGUGGAAUCCAACGGGUAUUCAAAGAUCGAAUAUGACGAUAGAAGUGAGUAUUGCACAACAAGACUCUUGACUUGAAACUGUGAUGCGUCUGUCUGCAUCAUUUCACCUAGACUCGCCUGGAACUGUAGUCGUGUGUGCUGUCUGUCUGGAUGGCAUCAAAACUGAGCAACAUAAAAUCUCUAAUCCAAAACCUCCCUGUCAAAUUGAAGGGUUGACUGACUUGGGGAAUGGAGGAUAGAAGACUUCUGAAAAAAAAAAAAAAAUGGUCCGAGGCCUCUGUAAAUGAAAAGACUACCAUCUGUCAAAUAAAAUAUUGACUCAUCAAACAACAGCACUUAAAAACAAACCACACUUCACCUUUACCAUCAAGGCAGAAGGAAAAUUACAAGCGGUUCUUUUCUUUUCCACAUUUCCACUCUUUCCAUUUAAACCCGAUAAGGAUGCAGUGUAGCUCAAAGGGCAUACCCUGAUGUCUUAGAGAGCCCGAAGCCUCUGUAAAGAGGACAAAGCUAACCUUAACAUUUCUUAUUUAUUCCUUAUUUAUGGUACUUAGGUACAGUUAUACAUAAUACUGCAACAUAGUCUCACUAGAAUAGUGAUUGUAGCUACAUAAACUUAAAUAUUAGUUAUACGUCACUUUUGAUAUUAAUUCACUCCUGGUUAUAUGUCACUAUAAUGACGUAAACCCUUUACAGAGUCUCAAACAUCUCAAUAGAUUUAAUUUCAAGGUCAUUUUCUCAUUAAUAUGCGUAACAGAAAGCUCUAAACUUCAGGAGGUUGCAGGUUCGAAUCCUUGGAAGGCAGGUUUGGUUUGGUUGUUAAUUAUAUUGAUUACAUCUAUGCCUGCACAGCACUUUCAUUCUGCUUCUGGUUCUGAGUUGUUGUGAUUUGCUGUUGUGUUGCAAGCAAAUUCAUUCUGCUUUUGAGGUGUUGAAACAAAUUCUAAGGUUGCUCAGUAAUCCUCAUAGUCGAUUAGUUGAACUGGCGUCCAACUGUCUUUUUCACCUCUUGAUUAUCUUUGCUCAAAGACAGCAAUCCCCUCUGAAAGGGAUUUUUAUACCUCAACUCUCUCUCUCUCUCUCUCUCUCUCUCAGAUUCCUGGCAGUCAGUUCCCCCACCUCUAGAAAAAGCCAAUGAAAGGACAACGAAUUUUCCUGCCAUCGACCGUCAUUGUCCAUAAUAUUGUAUUCAUUCCAACCAGUUCUUUUGUCACAUUCAAUAACAACAAACCCUGGUUCAAUGCAGAGCUGAGAGGCCUACACUCUGCCAAGGAAGAGGCACAUAUGAGUGGCAACAUGGACCACUACAGAGUGGCAAAACAGAAUCGGAAUAAGGGGAUUAAAGCAGCCAAAGGACAACAUAAGGAGAGGCUAGAACAACAAACAAACGACUGCUCGUCUGUCUGGAGGGGUCUUCAGAAGAUCACAAAUUACAAACAUUCACGGUACCAGUAAUUUAUUUUAAUACACCACAUGUAUGUCCUUGAUCGCACACAGAAGAAGUUAUAAGGAUCAUUUAGUUGCUAAUGGCAGCCUGCAAGUACCCCGGUCGGACUUCAACUUUAGUUACUCAAUGAGAGGGGGCAGCACUGAGCUAGCCUGCAAUGUCACUUCCUGGAGUAGCUCAAACUGCUCAUGCUAUGUCUCCAUGAGACGCCAUCUUAACCAACUUAAUUUGGCUUCAAUGCGCUAUUGAGUCUUCACAUAGGAAUGAAUGGUGUCACGUGAUCGAUGGCUUUGUCCAUUCAUAUAUACAGUCAUUGCCCCUCAUAAGUAUACAGCAAAUGGAAUCUUUGCUAAUGAGCUCAGUGACCAUUGUCCCGUUGACUUCAUAAGAGAUGUUAAGAUACCUAAAUCUCGCCCACACAUUAUUACAAAGAUACAUUUUUGGAAUUGUACAGUUUGGAAUUGUACAAUUGUACAGUUGCUUUAAAUUUCACAACUCUUAGUACAAAACUCAAAACAGAUCAUCAAAAAGGCUGUUUUUUCAAAACUUUCAAAAUCUAAAUAAAAAGUAUGAUACAUGAUAACCAUACAUAAUGACUACUUGUUAUUGCUAAUUGAUUUCACAUAGUGAUAACCACAAUUGGUCACCAUAUAAAAGGGUGUGUGUGAACACUUGCAAUUUCUUUCAACAUGGAGCAGGACAGACAGCAAGGGAGAGGAAUAAAUCAAAGAGCUCAUGGACAAGGGGCCCAUCAGAGAGGUGGGCAUGGGCCCCAUCAAAGAGGUUAAAGAGGUGUGUAUGGGCCCCGUCAAAGAGGUCAAAGAGGUGGGCAUGGGCCCCGUCAAAGAGGUGGACAUCAGAUAGAGGGAGGCAGACGGCAGGGAACUGUUGUGUCUAUUGAAGUCCGGGCCAUCAUCAUUGACCAUGUGGUAAACAGAGGCCUUACCAUGGCAGAGGCUGCCAGAUUAGUUCACCCCAAUCUGAAAAGAUCAACUGUCAAUUCGAUCAUGAGAACAUUUCGCCAAGAAAAACCGGUAAGUCUACAGGAGAUGCACUAUGCUUUACCAUUAGAUUUAUAGUCAAUUACAUAUUGUAAUGGAUGUAAAUUCACAAAACAUGUUACAGUAUUCUUACAGUAUGACCUAUUGACAGUUCUACCCUCAGAAUUGACAGAAGACCCCAUGGUGGUGGCUGCAACUGUGUGCUGACCAACCAACAGGAGUGGGCAGUGGUGGAAAUGGUGAGGGCCAGGAAUGACAUACGGCUGUCCGAAAUAAAGCAAGCUAUUGAGGAGAACGAUGACACUUUGGCCAAUGUGGCAUCCAUCAGCCGACCAACAAUCGCCCGCCUUUUGAAAUGGCACCAGGUGUCUAUGAAAUACAUUUACCUGGGGCCUUUUGAGAGAAACAAUGACCAGGUGAAACAAUUGCGGGCCAGGUAUGUUCAGGUACAACACUAUAUACUGUAUUACUGUUACUAUUUGAUGCACAUGCUACUUCACAAUAUCAUAUUGGAACUAUAUUAUAUAACUAAACUAACCAAAAUAUAUUUUUAGAGGGUGAUGGUAUUGGAUUAACUGGUAGUUAAAACGACUAAAUGGAAAAGAUAUCAUUAUGUUGUGCUUUGGUGAUUAAAUCAAUGUUAUCAUUACAUUUCACAAUGCACUUAUAUUUUGAAUCAAUGGUUGUGUGGUAAGAGAUGUUUACAAUCCAAAUUAAUGCACAAUGACACGUUUUGAAUGAAAGACUUGCUGCGUUACAAUUGUGACCAGUUUGGAGUUUUGUACUAAGAGUUGUGAAAAUGUGCCACAUACUUGUGAACAUAGUACCAAAGCCAUUAAAAAAAGCUGUAAUGAGCAACAUUUAUUUUCUGACCCGGGGUUAUUUGACUUGGGGGGCUGUGUCAUCUAUCUCUCUGAGUUGGAUCAGGCCCUUAAUUGUUUUACCACUCUGUUUAAUGCUGUUGCAGAUAAGCAUGCUCCGUAUAAAAAAAACAAGAGUAAAGGACAGAUCUAAUCCUUGGUUCAAGCAUUAAUUGUCUUAGAAACUUCGGGAAAUAAAUAUGGGCUAAGGCUGAUUGGAAGUUCUUCAGACAUUUGAGAAAUAAAUGUCUAUCUCUGGUUAGAAAAGCAAAAUCGACAUACAGUGCAUUCGGAAAGUAUUCAGACCCCUUCACUUUUUCCACAUUUUGUUACGUUACAGCCUCAUUCUAAAAUUGAUUAAAUAUAUUUUUUUCCUCAUCGACCUACACACAAUACCCUAUAAUGUCAAAGAAAAUAGAGGUUUGUAGAAUAUUUUGCAAAGUUAUUAAAAAUACAUAACUGAAAAAUCACGUUACAUAACUAUUCAGACCCUUUACUCAGUACUUUGUUGAAGCACCUUUGGCAGCGAGUACAUCCUCAAGUCGCUACAAGCUUGGCACACCUGUAUUUGGGGAGUUUCUCCCAUUCUUCUCUGCAGAUCCUCUCAAACUCUAUCAGGUUGAAUGGGGAGAGUCGCUGCACAGCUAUUUUCAGGUCUCUCCAGAGAUGUUUGAUCGGGUUCAAGUCCGGGCUCUGGUUGGGCCACUCAGAGACUUGUCCCGAAGCCACUCCUGCGUUGUCUUGGCUGUGUGCUUAGGGUUGUUGUCCUGUUGGAAGGUGAACCUUUGCCCCUGUCUGAGGUCCUGAGAGCUCUGGAGCAGGUUUUCAUCAAGGAUCUCUCUGUACUUUGCUCCGUUCAUCUUUCCCUCGAUCCUGACUAGUCUCCCAGUCCCUGCCACUGAAAAACAUCCCCACAGCAUGAUGCUGCCACCACCAUACUUCACCGUAGGAAUGGUGCCAGGUUUCCUCCAGACGUGACGCUUGGCAUUUAGGCCAAAGAGUUCAAUCUUGGUUUCAUCAGGCCAGGGAAUCUUGUUUCUCAUGGUUAAAUCAAAUAAAAUCAAAUUGUAUUUGCUACAUGCGCCGAAUACAACAGGUGUAGACAUUACAGUGAAAUGCUUACUUACAGCCCUUAACCAACAAUGCAGUUAAGAAAAUAAAAAGUGUUAAGUAAGAAAUAAAAAUAAAAUAAAAAAUAGAACAAUUAAAGAGCAGCAGUAAAAUAAAAUCACAGUAGCGAGGCUAUAUACAGUGAGGGAAAAAAGUAUUUGAUCCCCUGCUGAUUUUGUACGUUUUCCCACUGACAAAGACAUGAUCAGUCUAUAAUAUUAAUAGUAGGUUUAUUUGAACAGUGAGAGACAGAAUAACAACAAAAAAAUCCAGAAAAACCCAUGUCAAAAAAGUUCUAAAUUGAUUUGCAUUUUAAUGAGGGAAAUAAGUAUUUGACCCCUCUGCAAAACAUGACUUAGUACUUGGUGGCAAAACACUUGUUGGCAAUCACAGAGGUCAGACGUUUCUUGUAGUUGGCCACCAGGUUUGCACACAUCUCAGGAGGGAUUUUGUCCCACUCCUCUUUGCAGAUCUUCUCCAAGUCAUUAAGGUUUUGAGCCUGACGUUUGGCAACUCGAACCUUCAGCUCCCUCCACAGAUCUUCUAUGGGAUUAAGGUCUGGAGACUGGCUAGGCCACUCCAGGACCUUAAUGUGCUUCUUCUUGAGCCACUCCUUUGUUGCCUUGGCCGUGUGUUUUGGGUCAUUGUCAUGCUGGAAUACCCAUCGACGACCCAUUUUCAAUGCCCUGGCUGAGGGAAGGAGGUUCUCACCCAAGAUUUGACAGUACAUGGCCCCGUCCAUCAUCCCUUUGAUGCGGUGAAGUUGUCCUGUCCCCUUAGCAGAAAAACACCCCCAAAGCAUAAUUUUUCCACCUCCAUGUUUGACGGUGGGGAUGGUGUUCUUGGGGUCAUAGGCAGCAUUCCUCCUCCUCCAAACAUGGCGAGUUGAUGCCAAAGAGCUCGAUUUUGGUCUCAUCUGAUCACAACACUUUCACCCAGUUCUCCUCUGAAUCAUUCAGAUGUUCAUUGGCAAACUUCAGACGGGCCUGUAUAUGUGCUUUCUUGAGCAGGGGGACCUUGCGGGCGCUGCAGGAUUUCAGUCCUUGACGGCGUAGUGUGUUACCAAUUGUUUUCUUGGUGACUAUGGUCCCAGCUGCCUUGAGAUCAUUGACAAGAUCCUCCCGUGUAGUUCUGGGUUGAUUCCUCACCAUUCUCAUGAUCAUUGCAACUCCACGAGGUGAGAUCUUGCAUGGAGCCCCAGGCCGAGGGAGAUUGACAGUGUUUUGUGUUUCUUCCAUUUGCAAAUAAUCGAACCAACUGUUGUCACCUUCUCACCAAGCUGCUUGGCGAUGGUCUUGUAGCCCAUUCCAGCCUUGUGUAGGUCUACAAUCUUGUCCCUGACAUCCUUGGAGAGCUCUUUGGUCUUGGCCAUGGUGGAGAGUUUGGAAUCUGAUUGAUUGAUUGCUUCUGUGGACAGGUGUCUUUUAUACAGGUAACAAACUGAGAUUAGGAGCACUCCCUUUAAGAGUGUGUUCCUAAUCUCAGCUCGUUACCUGUAUAAAAGACACCUGGGAGCCAGAAAUCUUUCUGAUUGCGAGGGGGUCAAAUACUUAUUUCCCUCAUUAAAAUGCAAAUCAAUUUAUAACAUUUUUGACAUGCGUUUUUCUGGAUGUUUUUGUUGUUAUUCUGUCUCUCACUGUUCAAAUAAACCUACCAUUAAAAUUAUAGACUGAUCAUUUCUUUGUCAGUGGGCAAACGUACAAAAUCAGCAGGGGAUCAAAUACUUUUUUCCCUCACUGUACAGGGUGUACCGGUACAUUUUAAAAUUUAAAAUUUUAGUCAUUUAAAAAAACCGCUCUAAUCCAGAGUGAUUUACAGUUAGUGAGUGCAUACAUUUUAUAUACUGGCCCCCCGUGGGAAUCAAACCCACAACCCCGACGUUACAAGCGCCGUGCUCUACCAACUGAGCUAUAGGAGGGACUAUAGUCAAUGUGGUACAGAGUCAAUGUGUUAAUGUGCGGGGGCACUGGUUAGUCGAGGUAAUUGAGGUAAUAUGUACAUGUGGGUAGAGUUAAAGUGACUAUGCAUAAAUAAUAAACAGAGUAGUAGCAGCAUCCUAAAAGGUUGGGUUGGGGUGGGGGGGGGGGGGCAAUGCAAAUAGUCUGGGUAGCCAUAAUUAGCUGUUCAGAAGUGUUAUGGCUUGUGGGUAGAAGCUGUUAAGAAGCCUUUUGGACCUAGACUUGGCACUCCGGUACCGCUUUCCGUGUGGUAGCAGAGAGAACAGUCUAUGACUAGGGUGGCUGGACUGUUUGAUAAUUUUUAGGGCCUUCCUCUGACACCUCCUGGUAUAGAGGUCCUGAAUGGCAGGACGCUUGUCCCCAUACGCACCACCCUCUGUAGUGCCUUGCGGUCGGAGGCCGAGCAGUUGCCAUACCAGGUGGUGAUGCAACCAGUCAGGAUGCUCUCGAUGGUGCAGCUGUAGAACUUUUUGAGGAUCUGAGGACCCAUGCCAAAUCUUUUCAGUCUCCUGAGGGGGAAUAGGCUUUGUCGUGCCCUCUUCACGACUGUCUUGGUGUGUUUGGAAAAUUAUAGUUUGUUGGUGAUGUGGACACCAAGGAACUUGAAGCUCUCAACAUGUUCUACUACAGCCCCGUCGAUGAGAAUGGGGGUGUGCUCAGCCCUCUUUCACAAUCAUCUCCUUUGUCUUGAUCACGUUGAGGGAGAGGUUGCUAUCCUGGCACCACACGGCCAGGUUUCUGACCACCUCUCUAUUUGCUGUCUCAUCGUUGUCGGUGAUCAGGCCUACCACUGUUGUGUCGUCGGCAAACUUAAUGAUGGUGUUGGAGUCGUGCCUGGCCAUGCAAUCAUGGGUGAACAGGGAGUACAGGAGGGGACUGAGCACGCACCCCUGAGGGGCCUCUGUUUUGAGGAUCAGCGUGGCAGAUGUGUUGUUACCUACCCUUACCACCUGGGGGCGGCCCGUCAGGAAGUCCAGGAUCCAGUUGCAGAGGGAGGUGUUUAGUCCCAGGGUCCUUAGCUUAGUGAUGAGCUUUGAGGGCACUAUGGUGUUGAAUACUGAGCUGUAGUCUAUGAAUAGCAUUCUCACGUAGGUGUUCCUCUUGUCCAGGUGGGAAAGGGCAGUGUGGAGUGCAAUAGAGAUGGCAUCAUCUGUGGAUCUGUUGGGGCAGUAUGCAAAUUGGAGUGGGUCUAGGGUUUCUGUAAUAAUGGUGUUGAUGUGAGCCAUGACCAGCCUUUCAAAGCACUUCAUGGCUACAGACGUGAGUGCUACGGAGUAGUAGUCAUUUAGGCAGGUUAUCUUAGUGUUCUUGGGCACAGGGUCUAUGGUGGUCUGCUUGAAACAUGUUGGUAUUAGAGACUCAGUCAGGGACAUGUUGAAAAUGUCAGUGAAGACACUUGCCAGUUGGUCAGCGCAUGCACGGAGUACACGUCCUGGUAAUCCAUCUGGCCCUGCGGUACAUUUUUACAUUUUAAAUUUUAGUCAUUUAGCAGACGCUCUUAUCCAGAGUGACUUACAGUUAGUGAGUGCAUACAUUUUGCCUCAGCUGGUCACCUUUUUUAAAGUUCCUCUAUUUUCUCUAGAGGGAGUUUCUUUAACUCAAUAUAGAUUGUAGAGAAUGAUGUACUCCCAGUCACAUAAUCUUCUUUAUUUUCAUUUCAACCAUUUUAUAUCUAUGAUGUAUUUAGUGCCUUACUAUAGAUCGUCGUACCAAAAAAUCCACAGGGGCUGAUUCACUUGAACACUUCUUAUUACAGCUCUCUGCCCCACUCGUUGUUGAAUCUUUAACCUGUAUUUUUAACUUGACAAUUGCUACCGGUAUUAUCCCUAAGAUCUGGAAAGUGGCACGUCCUCCGCCUACAUAAGGGCGGAGAUCCUUCUGACGUAGAUAACUACCGCCCAAUCUCCAAGUUAUCUUGCCUAGCCAAGGUAUUAGAAUCCCUGACCAACUCCCAGCUAAUAACUUUUUUAAACUUCUCACUCUAUUCUAAAUGUGUACCAGUCUGGUUUUACAGUAGAUCUGGACAUAGCACUGUUUCAACCACUAUGCUGGUUUUAGAUGAUGUUUUAAAUUGCAUAGAUCAUAAGAAUCAUUGUGAUGCCUUAUUUAUAAACCUUUCCAAUGCUUUCAACACCGUUGAUCAUUUCCUACUCAUUCAAAGACUGUCUGAAAUGGGCCUGGAUCAGGAGUCGUUUUUUGUUACAUUACAGAAAGUGAUGUAACAAAAUAAAUAUACGCAUGUUGUUCUGUAAUUCACGCAUAAAUGUCUCAGAUGAACUACAUAUUUAUUCAUUGGAUGAUUCUGUCAUCAAGCAGGUUCCCGCCUAUAAAUAGCUGGGCGUUUGGAUCAAAAAAGAUCUAAUGUUUAAAAAACGGAAUCAAUGGCUCAGCUGUAAGUAGGGCUGAGUCAUGAAAAUUCCUGGCGACCAUCACCUCCCACAACCUCAAGUGAACAUCACACCACUACUAAUGACGCUAUUUACAAGGGGUACCAGUACCGAGUCAAGGUGCAGGGUUACGGGGUAGUCGAGAUAAUUGAACAGAGAGUAGCAGCGUAUCUGAAGAGUGUGAAGGAAUGUGAUUGUGUAUGUGUGAGUGUUUUUUUUUUUUUACUAUCCUUGUGGGUACCAGAAGUCCUCAAAAGGAUAGUAAAACAAGGGACAUUUGGACAAGUGGGGACAUUUUGCCAGUCCCCAUGAGGAAAAAUGCUAUUUUAGGUUCAGGGGCUAGGUUUAGGGCUAGGGUUACAAUUAGGGUUAGAAUUAAGGUUGAGGUUAGGGGUUAUGGUUAGGUUUAGGGUUAGGGUUAGGAGUUAGGGUUAGGUAUAGUUUUAGAGUUAGUGGUUUGUGGUUAAGGUUAGGCUUAGGGUUCAGUUUAGGGCUAUGGUUAGGUUAAGGGUUAAGGUUAAGGUUAAGGUUAGGGUUAGGGUUAGGGUUAGCAAUAGAUUUAGGGUUAGGGGUUAGGGAAAAUAGGAUUUUGGAUGGGAAUCUAUUAUUUGGUCCCCACAAGGAUAGCAAUACAAUCUGUAUGUGUGUGUGUUUCAUUGUCAGUGUAGUAUGUGUGAGUGUGUGGUUAGAGUCCAGUGAGUGUACAUAGAGCCUGUGAAAUAGAUUCAGUGCAAAACAAUAUAAUAAAUACAGUGAACAAAAAUAUAACUGCUACAGGUAAAAUGUUGGUCCCAUGUUUCAGACGCACAAACAGCUUAUUUCUCUCAAAUGUUGUGCACAAAUGUGUAUUUCAUCCAUGUUAGUGAGCAUUUCUCCUUUGCCAAGAUAAUCCAUCCACCUGACAGGUGUGGCAUAUCAAGAAGCUGAUUAAAUGGCAUAAUCAUUACACAGAUGCACCUUGUGCUGGGUACAAUAAAAGGCCACUCGAAAAUGUGCAGUUAUGUCACACAACACAAUGCCACAGAUGUCUCAAGUUUUGAGGGAUCGUGCAAUUGGCAUAUCGAAUGCAGGAAUGUCCAACAGAGCUGUUGCCAGAGAAUUGAAUGUUAAUUUCUCUACCAUAAGCACCUCCAACGUAAUUUUAGAAAAUUUGGCAAUACGUCCAACCGGCCUCACAACCGCAGACCACGUGUAUGGCGUGGUUUGGGCGAGCAGUUGGCUGAUGUUAACAUUGUGAACAAAGUACCCCAUGGUGAAGUGGGGUUAUGGUGUGGGCAGGCAUAAGCUAAGGACAAUGAACAUAAUUGCAUUUUAUCAAUGGCAAUUUGAAUGCACAGAGAUACCGUGACGAGAUCCUGAGGUCCAUUGUCGUGGCGUUCAUCCGCCGCAAUCACCUCAUGUUUCAGCAUGAUAAUGCACGGCCCCAUGUCGCAAGGAUCUGUACACAAUUCCUGGAAGCUGAAAAUGUCCCAGUUCUUCCAUGGCCUACAUACUCACCAGACAUGUCACCCAUUGAGCAUGUUUGGGAUGCUCUGGAUCAACUUGUAGGACAGCGUGUUCAAGUUCCCACCAAUACACAUGAACUUCGCACAGAAGUGAAGAGGGGUGGGACAGGGCUUAGUGAUGGGAUGUAUAGACAAUAUGGACAGAAUAUGUAAUAUAUGUGAAGAAUACUAUAUGAACAGCAAUAGUUAAAUAGGAUAGGCCUUGACUACUAUAUAGUAUAUACAUAUGAAGUGGGUAAACCAGAAUGUAAACAUUAUUAAAGUGACCAGUGUUCCAUUAUUAAAGUGACCGGUGUUCCAUGACUAUGUACAUAGGGCAGCAGCCUCUAAGGUGCAUUGUAGCCAGCUAGUGACAGUGACUAAAAUUCAGGGAAGGGUACUGGGCGGGGACCUGCUAGUCUGAUGGCAUUGAGAUAGAAGCUGUUUUUCAGUCUUUCAGUCUCUUGGUCCCAGCUUUGAUGCACCUGUACAGACCUCGCCUUCUGGAUGGUAGCGGGGUGAACAGGCUGUGGCUCGGGUGGCUGAGGUUCUUCAUGAUCUUCUUGGCCUUUCUGUGACACCGGGUGCUCUAGAUGCCCUGUAGGGCGGGCAGUGUGCCCCCGGUGAUGUGUUGGGCAAACCGCACCACCCUCUGGAGAGCCCUGCGGUUGCGGACGGUGCAGUUGUCGUACCAGGCGGUGAUACAUCCCGACAGGAUGCUCUCAAUGGUGCAUCUGUAAAAGUUUGUGAGGGUCUUAGGGGCCAAGCCGAAUUUCUUCAACCUCCUGAGGUUGAAGAGGCGCUGUUGCGCCUUCUUCACCACACUGUCUGUGUGGGUGGACCAUUUCAGAUUGUCAGUGAUGUGUACGCAGAGGAACUUUAAACUUUUCACCUUCUCCACUGCAGCCCCGUUGUUGUGGAUGGGGGCGUGCUCCCUCUACUGUCUCCUGAAGUCCACGAUCAGCUCCUUCGUUUUGUUGACGUUGAGAUGAUUUUCCUGGCACCACUCUGCCAGGGCCCCCACCUCCUCCCUGUAGACUGUCUCGUCGUUUUUGGUAAUCAGGACUACCACUGUUGUGUCAUCUGCAAACUUGGUGAUUGAGUUGAAGUCAUAGGUGAACAGGGAGUACAGGAGGGGGCUGAGCAUGCACCCUUGUGGGGCCCUUGUGUUAGGAUCAGCAUAGUGGAGGUGUUGUUGCCUACCUUCACCACCUGGGGGCGGCCCUUCAGGAAGUCCAGGACCUAGUUGCACAGGGCAGGGUUCAGACCCAGUGAAUAGGGCAGUGGCUCUAGGGUGAAAGGGCAGUGUGCAGUGCGAUGGCGAUUGCGUCAUCAGUGAAUCUAUUGGGGCGGUAUGCAAAGGUUAACACGCUUAAAUGUCUUACUCACAUCGGCCACGGAGAACGAGAGCUCACAGUACACGGGAGCGACGGUGGCCCGGGUCGACGGCACUCUAUUUCCCUCAAAGCUGGCAAAGAAGGUAUUUCGCUUGUCUGAGAGCAACACGUCAGUGUCCACGAAGUGGCUGGUUUUCCUUUUAUAAUCUGUGAUUGUCUGGAGUCCCUGCCAUAUACGUCUUGUGUCUGAGCCGUUGAAUUGCAACUCCACUUUGUCUCUGUACUGACAUUGUGAUUGCCUUACAGAGGUCAUAACUGGACUAUUUGUGCUUUCAGUUUUGCGUGAAUGCUUUCAUCUAUCCACGGUUUUUGGUUUGGAUAAGUUUUAAUCGUCACAGUAGGAACAACAUCCCCUAAAGUGAGGGAAAAAGGUAUUUGAUCCCCUGCUGAUUUUGUACGUUUGCCCACUGUCAAAGACAUGAUCAGUCUAUCAUUUUAAUGGUAGGUUUAUUUGAACAGUGAGAGACAGAAUAACAACAACAAAAAUCCAGAAAAACGCAUGUCAAAAAUAUUAUAAAUUGAUUUGCAUUUUAAUGAGGGAAAUAAGUAUUUGACCCCUCUGCAAAACAUGACUUAGUACUUGGUGGCAAAACCCUUGUUGGCAAUCACAGAGGUCAGACGUUUCUUGUAGUUGGCCACCAGGAUUGCACACAUCUCAGGAGGGAUUUUGUUCCACUCCUCUUUGCAGAUCCUCUCCAAAUCAUUAAGGUUUCGAGGCUGAUGUUUGGCAACUCGAACCUUCAGCUCCCUCAACAGAUUUUCUAUGGGAUUAAGGUCUGGAAACUGGCUAGGCAACUCCAGGACCUUAAUGUGCUUCUUCUUGAGCCACUCCUUUGUUGCCUAUGCCGUGUGUUUUGGGUCACUGUCAUGCUGGAAUAACCAUCCACGACCCAUUUUCAAUGCCCUGGCUGAAGGAAAGACGUUCUCAUCCAAGAUUUGACGGUACAUGGCUACCAUUAAAAUUAUAGACUGAUCAUUUCUUUGUCAGUGGGCAAACUUACAAAAUCAGCAGGGGAUCAAAUACUUUUUUCCCUCACUGUAUACACUUCCUGAUGAACUCAGUCACCAUGUCAGUGUGUACGUCAAUGUUAUACUCAGAACUACUUCCAAGAUGGCGUAGUAGUGCAGUUCUGUUUUUGUCGUGUGUCUGUAAAUAGCCUGUAAAUACCCUGUUUUUUUUGUAUUUUUCAUACAUAUUUCCCUAUCAGACUUUUCAUCCUUCUACAAAAUAUACUUUUCCUGCAACCCGCCUCACUCAAUGUGGAACGGAUUCUAUUAUUGACUUACCUUUUAUCUAGAAUCUCCAGUUGAAACUAGCUAGCCAGCUAACUAGCUACUUGCUAUUAGCCACAGUCAGCGGUAUUUCACCCAGAACAUUGGAUUUUUUUUCUGCGGGAUUAAUUCAAUCACUGGACAUUAAUCACCGGAUCGCAACUAGCUAGCCGCAACCGAAUGGAUGUUGCUGUCUAGCUAAUCACCACUGCCCCCGAUGCAAGCACCAGUUAGCCUCGAGCUAGCCUAGAUCCAGGCUCAUAUAUACCUCUAGGUGUACCGGACGGGAGUAGCCAGCUAACUAGCUACUUGCUAUCAGCUACCGUUAGCGGUUUUUCACCAUUGUCCGUGGCCUGCACCACUCACCAGCCAGCUCUAGUCUGGACUAUUAUUCGGCCAGUCUGCACAGCGCGUUAUCGACCCAGAACAUAUCAGUUUUUCUGCUGGAAUCACUGAAUCACUGGACCUUUAACUCCGGAUUCAUCGCUACCAGCUAGCUGCAACAAAAUGGACGCUGUGGUCUGGCUAAUCAUCCUGAGCUAGGCCCAUCUCCCGGCUAUCUACCUCUCUGUCAACCGGACGGGACCACCUAGUGUUGACACGGAGCCCCGCCGAUCCUACACGACUGGUCUGCAGACGAAAUCGUCUGAUGUGGUUACGACGUCGACCACGAAGAUUCCAUCUGCUAGCCCCGGCCCGCUAGCACACGCUAGCCGUGGCCUCUUACUCGCUAGUGCUUUAGCAGCCUCCGAACUAUCCUAUUGCUGUUCACCGGACCUUAUGAUAACUCAGCUAUGCAGCUGAUGUCUGCUGGACUGUUCCUUUUUACGGUACUACAUCCUGUUUAUGUUUAGCCUCAGCCCAAACAUGGUUAGCUUAUUGUUGUUUCGGUUAUUUCUAAUUGUACUAUUUCACUGUAGAUCCCCCAGCCCAGCUAAACCUGCCUUAGAUAGCUCCUUUGUCCCACCCCCCAUACACGCGGAGACCGACUCAAUUGGUGCCUCCAGUGAUGCUAUCUCUUUCAUUGUUACCCAACGCUUAGGUUUACCUCCACUUUACUCAUAUCCUUCCAUAUCCUUGUCUGUACAUAAUGCCCUGAAUCUUUUCUACAACACCCGGAAAUCUGCCCCCUUUAUUCUAUGUACCCAACGCACUAGAAGACCAGUUCUUAAAGCCUUUAGCCGUAUCCUUAUUCUAGUCCUCCUCUGUUCCUCUGGUGAUGUAGAGGCUAACCCAGGCCCUGCAGCCCUCAGUAUCACUCCUACUCCCCAGGCGCUAUCAUUUGCUGACUUCUGUAAUCGCAAAAGUCUUGGUUUCUUGCACGUAAAUAUCAGAAGUCUACUUCCUAAGUUUGAGUUAUUCACUGCGUUAGCACACUCCGCCAACCCUGAUGUUCUAGCAGUGUCUGAACCCUGGCUCAGGAAGGCCACCAAAAAUUCUGAAAUUUCCAUCCCCAACUAUAACAUUUUCCGUCUAGAUAGAACUGCCAAAGGGGGUGGAGUUGCAAUCUACUGUAGAGAUAGCCUGCAGAGCUCUAUCAUACUAUCCAGGUCUGUGCCCAAACAGUUUGAGCUUCUACUUCUAAAAAUCCACCUUUCCAGAAAUAAGUCUCUCACUGUUGCCGCUUGCUACAGACCCCCCUCAGCCCCCAGCUGUAUCCUGGACACCAUAUGUGAAUUGAUUGCCCCCCAUUUAUCCUCAGAGUUCGUACUGCUUGGUGACCUAAAUUGGGAUAUGCUUAAUACCCCGGCCAUCCUACAAUCCAAACUAGAUGCCCUCAAUCUCACGCAAAUUAUCAAUGAACCUACCAGGUACAACCCUAAAUCUGUAAACAUGGGUACCCUCAUAGAUAUCAUCCUGACUAACAUACCCUCUAAAUACACCUCAGCUGUCUUCAACCAGGAUCUCAGCGAUCACUGCCUUAUUGCCUGCGUCCGUAACAGGUCUGCGGUCAAACGACCACCCCUCAUCACUGUCAAACGCUCCCUAAAACACUUUAGCGAGCAGGCCUUCCUAAUUGACCUGGCCCAGGUAUCCUGGAUGGAUAUAGAUCUCAUUCCGUCAGUAGAGGAUGCCUGGUUGUUCCUUAAAAGUAAUUUCCUCUCAAUCUUAAAUAAACAUGCCCCAUUCAAAAAAUACAGAACUAAGAACCAAUAUAGCCCCUGGUUCUCCUCAGACUUGACUGCUCUUGACCAGCACAAAAACAUCCUGUGGCGUACUGCAUUAGCAUCAAAUAGCCCCCGCGAUAUGCAACUUUUCAGGGAAGUUAGGAACCAAUAUACACAAGCAGUCAGGAAAGCAAAGGCUAACUUUUUCUAACAGAAAUUUGCAUCCUGUAGCACUAACUCCAAAAAGUUUUGGGACACUGUAAAGUCCAUGGAGAAUAAGAGCACUUCCUCCCAGUUGCCCACUGCACUGAGGCUUGGAAACAAUAUCACCACCGAUAAAUCUACAAUAAUCGAGAAUUUCAACAAACAUUUUGCUACAGCUGGCCAUGCUUUCCAUCUGGCUACCACUACCCCGGCCACCAACUCUGCACCCUCCGCUGCAACUUGCCCAUGCCCCCCCCCGCUUCUCCUUCACACAAAUUCAGACAGCUGAUGUUCUGAAAGAGCUGCAAAAUCUGUACCCCUACAAAUCAGCUGGGCUAGACAAUCUGGACCCUUUCUUUCUAAAACUAGCCGCCGAAAUUGUCUCAACCCCUAUUACUAGUCUGUUCAACCUCUCUUUCAUAACGUCUGAGAUCCCCAGAGAUUGGAAAGCUGCCGCGGUCAUCCCCCUCUUCAAAGGGGGUGACACUCUAGAUCCAAACUGCUACAGACCUAUAUCCAUCCUGCCCUGCCUUUCGAAAGUAUUUGAAAGCCAAGUUAACAAACAGAUCACCGACCAUUUCGAAUACCACCAUACCUUCUCCGCUAUGCAAUCCGGUUUCCGAGCUGGUCAUGGGUGCACUUCAGCCACGCUCAAGGUCCUAAACGAUAUUAUAACCGCGAUUGAUAAUAGACAGUACUGUGCAGCCGUCUUCAUCGACCUGGCCAAGGCUUUCGACUCUGUCAACCACCGCAUUCUUAUUGGCAGACUAAAUAGCCUUGGUUUCUCAAAUGACUGCCUCGCCUGGUUCACCAACUACUUCUCAGAUAGAGUUCAGUGUGUCAAAUCGGAGGGCCUGUUGUCUGGACCUAUGGCAGUCUCUAUGGGGCCGACACUUUUCUCCGUGUAUAUCAAUGAUGUCGCUCUUGCUGCUGGUGACUCUCAGAUCCACCUCUACGCAUACGACACUAUUUUGUAUACAUCUGGCCCUUCAUUGGACACUGUGUUAACAAACCUCCAAAUGAGCUUCAAUGCCAUACAACACUCCUUCAGUAGCCUCCAACUGCUCUUAAACACUAGUAAAACGAAAUGUAUGCUUUUCAAUCGAACGCUGCUGGCACCCGCCCACCCGACUAGAAUCACGACUCUCGACGGGUCUGACCUAGAGUAUGUGGACAACUACAAAUACCUAGGUGUCUGGUUAGACUGUAAACUCUCCUUCCAGACUCACAUAAAGAAUCUCCAAUCCAAAGUUAAAUCUAGAAUCGGCUUCCUAUUUCGCAACAAAGCCUCCUUCACUCAUGCUGCCAAACAUGCCCUCGUAAAACUGACUAUCCUACCGAUCCUUGACUUCGGCGAUGUCAUUUACAAAAUAGCCUCCAACACUCUACUCAGCAAACUGGAUGUAGUCUAUCACAGUGCCAUCCGUUUUGUCUCCAAAGCCCCAUACACUACCCACCACUGUGACCUGUACGCUCUUGUUGGCUGGUCCUCACUACAUGUUCGUCGUCAAACCCACUGGCUCCAGGCCAUCUAUAAAUCACUGCUAGGCAAAUCCCCGCCUUAUCUUAGCUCAUUGGUCACCAUAGCAGCACCCACCCGUAGUCUGCGCUCCAGCAGGUAUAUCUCACUGGUCAUUCCCAAAGCCAACACCUCCUUUGGCCGCCAUUCCUUCCAGUUCUCUGCUGUCAAUGACUGGAACGAAUUGCAAAAAUCUCUGAAGCUGGAGACUCUUAUCUCCCUCACUAACUUUAAGCAUCAGUUGUCAGAGCACCUUACCGAUCACUGCACCUGUACACAGCCCAUCUGAAAUUAGCCCACCCAACUACCUCAUCCCUAUAUUGUUAUUUAUUUUGCUCUUUUGCACCCCAGUAUCUCUAUUUGCACAUAAUCUCUUGCACAUCUAGCAUUCCAGUGUUAAUACUAAUUGUAAUUAUGUUGCACUAUAGCCUAUUUAUUGCCUUACCUCCAUAACUUGCUACAUUUGCACACACUGUAUUUAUUUUCUGUUGUAUUUUUUGACUUUAUGUUUUUUUACCCCAUAUGUAACUCUGUGUUGUUGUUUUUAUCGCACUGCUUUGCUUUAUCUUGGCCAGGUCACAGUUGUAAAUGAGAACUUGUUCUCAACUGGCUUACCUGGUUAAAUAAAGGUUAAAUAAAAAAUAAAUAAAAUAAAAAUGUCAGUGUGUACGUCAAUGUUAUACUCAGAAGUAACCCAGAACAUAUCCCAGUCCGCGUGAUCAAAACAAUCUUGAAGCAUGGAUUCUGAUAGGUUAGACCAGCGUUGAACAGUCCUUACCACGGGUACUUCCUGUUUGAGUUUCUGCCUAUAGGAAGGGAGGGGCAGGAUGGAGGCGUGAUCUGAUUUGCCGAAGAGAGGGUGGGGGAGGGCUUUGUAGCCGUCCCGGAAGAGAGAGUAGCAAUGGUCGAGAGUUCUUGAAGCGUGAGUGACGCAGGCAAUGUGUUGAUUAAACUUGCAACAUUUUCCUCAGAUUUGCUUUAAUAAAGUCCCCAGUUACAAUAAAUGUGGCCUCAGGAUAUGCAGUUUCCAGUUUGUACAAAGUCCAGUGUAGUUCCUUUUUGAGCCGUCAUGGUAUCGGCUUGAGGGGGAAUAUACAGGUCUGUGACCAUGACUGAAAAUAAUUAUCUCGGGAGGUAAUGCGGUCAGCAUUUGAUUGUGAGUUAUUCUAGGCCGGGUGAACAAAAAGACUUCAGUUCCUGUACAUUACCACAAUCACACCAUGAGUAGUUAAUCAUGAAACAAACACCUCCGACUUUCUUUUUCCCAGAGAGUUCUUUAUUCCUGACUGCGCAAUGUACUGAGAACCCAGCUGGCUGUGUGAACGGGGACAGUAUAUCCGGAGAAAGCCAUGAUUCCGUGAAACAGAAUAUUUUACAGUCCUAGAUGUCUCUCUGGAAGGAGAUCCUCGCCCUGAGCUCAUCUACUUUAUUGUCCAGGGACUGCACAUUGGUGAGUAAUAUACACUGCUCAAAAAAAUAAAGGGAACACUUAAACAACACAAUGUAAUUCCAAGUCAAUCACACUUCUGUGAAAUCAAACUGUCCACUUAGGAAGCAACACUGUUUGACAAUAAAUUUCACAUGCUGUUGUGCAAAUGGAAUAGACAACAGGUGGAAAUUAUAGGCAAUUAGCAAGACACCCCCAAUAAAGGAGUGCAGGUGGUGACCACAGACCACUUCUCAGUUCCUAUGCUUCCUGGCUGAUGUUUUGGUCACUUUUGAAUGCUGGCGGUGCUUUCACUCUAGUGGUAGCAUGAGACGGAGUCUACAACCCACACAAGUGGCUCAGGUAGUGCAGCUCAUCCAGCUUGGCACAUCAAUGCGAGCUGUGGCAAGAAGGUUUGCUGUGUCUGUCAGCGUAGUGUCCAGAGCAUGGAGGCGCUACCAGGAGACAGGCCAGUACAUCAGGAGACGUGGAGGAGGCCGUAGGAGGCCAACAACCCAGCAGCAGGACCGCUACCUCCGCCUUUGUGCAAGGAGGAGCAGGAGGAGCACUGCCAGAGCCCUGCAAAAUGACCUCCAGCAGGCCACAAAUGUGCAUGUGUCUGCUCAAAAGGUCAGAAACAGACUCCAUGAGGGUGGUAUGAGGGCCCGACGUCCACAGGUGGGGGUUGUGCUUACAGCCCAACACCGUGCAGGACGUUUGGCAUUUGCCAGAGAAUACCAAGAUUGGCAAAUUCGCCACUGGCGCCCUGUGCUCUUCACAGAUGAAAGCAGGUUCACACUGAGCACAUGUGACAGACGUGACAGAGUCUGGAGACGCCGUGGAGAACGUUCUGCUGCCUGCAACAUCCUCCACCAUGACCGGUUUGGCGGUGGGUCAGUCAUGGUGUGGGGUGGCAUUUCUUUGGGGGGCCGCACAGCCCUCCAUGUGCUCGCCAGAGGUAGCCUGACUGCCAUUAGGUACCGAGAUGAGAUCCUCAGACCCCUUGUGAGACCAUAUGCUGGUGCGGUUGGCCCUGGGUUCCUCCUAAUGCAAGACAAUGCUAGACCUCAUAUGGCUGGAGUGUGUCAGCAGUUCCUGCAAGAGGAAGGCAUUGAUGUUAUGGACUGGCCCACCCGUUCCCCAGACCUGAAUCCAAUUGAGCACAUCUGGGACAUCAUGUCUCGCUCCAUCCACCAACGCCACGUUGCACCACAGACUGUCCAGGAGUUGGCGGAUGCUUUAGUCCAGGUCUGGGAGGAGAUCCCUCAGGAGACCAUCCGCCACCUUAUCAGGAGCAUGCCCAGGCGUUGUAGGGAGGUCAUACAGGCACGUGGAGGCCACACACACUACUGAGCCUCAUUUUGACUUGUUUUAAGGACAUUACAUCAAAGUUGGAUCAGCCUGUAGUGUGGUUUUCCACUUUAAUUUUGAGUGUGACUCCAAAUCCAGACCUCCAUAGGUUGAUAAAUUUGAUUUCCAUUGAUACUUUUUGUGUGAUUUUGUUGUCAGCACAUUCAACUAUGUAAAGAAAAAAGUAUUUAAUAAGAUUAUUUCAUUCAUUCAGAUCUAGGAUGUGUUAUUUUAGUGCUCCCUUUAUUUUUUUGAGCAGUGUACUUGGAACGGUGGGUGCUAUGCACACUUCCUGAGUCGGACUAAAAGUCCACUCCGAAUACCUGGUUGUACCGACGAGUCCCAAAACGUUUGAAGGUGUCGUAGAGCAAAACGGAGAACACAACAGUGUUCGUGAGAGUCUCAUCUUUCCAUAGAGGGGUCAUAACUAUUCGAAUGCUACAGACGAUUUUGUGAGAAGACCGAUUUUCGGGAUGUCUCAUGGUUUGACAAACAACGCUCUAGCUCUGUCACCAUUCACUGCAGAUGGGGAAGUGCGACAACUGACAGAUUUUGAUGGGGAUUUUUUUAUUAUGCUAAUUAGAUUUCCGCGGGGGCACAGACAUCAACUUAAGGGGGUUAAGUAGCCUUUUUGUUCCAGACUUGGCACUCCGGUACCGCUUGCCGUGCUGUAGCAGAGAGAACAGUCUUUGACUUGGGUGGCUGGAGUCUGACAAUUUUUAGGCCCUUCCUCUGACACUGCCUGGUAUAGAGGCUCUGGAUAGCAGGAAACUCGGCCUCAGUGAUAUACUGGGCUGUACUCACCACCAUCUGUAGCGCCUUGCGGUCAGGAGCCAUACCAAGCGGUGAUGCAACCAGCCAGGAUUCUCUCAAUGGGGAAGCUGUAGAACUUUUUGAGGAUCUGAGGUUUCAUGCCAAAUAUUUUCAGCCUCCUGAGGGGGAAUAGGCUUUGUGCACUCUUCACGACCGUAUUGGUGUGUUUGGACUAUAAUAGGUCCUUAGUGAUGUGUACACCAAGGAUCUUGAAGCUCUCGACCCGCUCCACUACAGCCCCGUCGAUGUGACUGGGGGGCGUGCUCAGCUCCUUAGCUUAGUGAUGAGCUUGGAGGGCACUAUGGUGUUGAACGCUUAGCUGUAGUCAAUUAACAGCAUUCUCACGUGUUGAUGUGAGCCAUGACCAGCCUUUCAAAGCAUUUCAUGGCUACCGAUGUGAGUACUACGGAGCGGUAGUCAUUUAGGUAGGUUACCUUGGCGUUCUUGGGCACAGGGACUGUUUGAAACAUGUAGGUAUUACAAACUGGGUCAGGGAGAGGUUGAAAAUGUCAGUGAAGACACUUGCCAGCUGGUCAGCGCAUGCUCUGAGUACGCAUCCUGGUAAUCCGUCUGGCCCUGCGGCCUUGUGAAUGUUAACCUGUUUAAAGAUCUUACUCACAUCGGCUACGGAGAGCGUGAUCAUACAGUCAUCCGGAACACCUGGUGCUCUCAUGCAUGGUUCAGUGUUGCUUGCCUCAAAGCGAGCAUAGAAGGCAUUUAGCUCGUCUGGAAGGUUCGCGUCACUGGGCAGCUCGCGGCUGGGUUUCCCUUUGUAAUCCGUGAUAGUUUGAAAGCCCUGCCACAUCCGACAAGCAUCAGAGCCAGUGUAGUGGGAUUUAAUCUUAGUCCUGUAUUGACGCUUUGCCUGUUUGAUGGUUCGUCGGAGGGCAUAGCGGGAUUUCUUAUAAGUGUCUGGAUUAGUGUCCCGCUCCUUGAAAGUUGCCUUUAGCUCAGUGCGGAUGUUGCCUGUAAUCCAUGGCUUCUGGUUGGGAUAUGUACGUACGUACGUAUGGUCACUGUGGGGACGACGUCAUCGAUGCACUUAUUAAUGAAGCCGGUGACUGAUGUGGUAUACUCCUCAAUGCCAUCGGAUGAAUCCCGGAACAUAUUCCAGUCUGUGCUAGUGAAACAGUCCCGUAGGUUAGCAUCUGCUUCAUCCGACCACUUCCGUAUUGAGCGUCACUGGUACUUCCAGUUUGAGUUUUUGCUUGUAAGCAGGAAUCAAGAGGAUAUUAUGGUCAGAUUUUCCAAAUGGAGGGUGAGGGAGAGAUUUGUAUUCAUCUCUGUGUGUGGAGUAAAGGUGAUCUAGAGUUUUUUUUCCUCUAGUUGCACAUGUGACAUGCUGGUAGAAAUGAGGUAAAACUGAUUUCAGUCCUUUAUUAAAAUCCCAGGCCACAAGGAGCGCCGCCUCUGGAUGAGCAUUUUCUUGUUUUCUUAUGGUCUUAUAAAGCUCGUUGAGUGCAAUCUUAGUGUCAGCAUUGGUUUGUAGUUGUAAAUAGACAGCUACGAAGAAUAUAGAUGAAAACUCUCUUGGUAAAUAGUGUGGUCUAUGGCUUAUCAUGAGGUACUUUAUCUCAGGCAAGCAAAAUCUUGAGAAGAUUGCAUGCCACCCUCCCCCUUACCGGAGGCUGCUGUUCUGUCUUGCAGAUGCACAGAAAACCCUGUUAACUGUAUAUUAUCCAUGUCCUUGUUUAGCCACGACUCUGUGAAAUGCUGGGCGCAAUAUCAAUUGCGGCUAUAGGCUAUUUAGUGUGGUCUCAAUCAAAUGAUCCAUAUGGGUGUAUUUCUAUGUGGGAUCUAGUUGUUUCAUUUCUAUGUUUGGGUUUUAUGUUGAUUAGUCAUAUGACUCCCAAUCGGAGGUAACGAGUGUCAGCUGUCGGCUCGUUAUCUCUGAUUGGGAGCCAUAUUUAUACUGUGUGGUUUCACCUUGGUUUUGUGGGUUUUUUGUUUCCUUGUUGCUGUUAGUCAUUAUCAGUAUUGAACUUCACUUUCGUCAUAUUUGGUUUGUUGUUUUGAUCGUGGUUUCUUUAUAAUAAAGUCUACGAUGUUCGCUCAACACGCUGCGCUUUGGUCUCCUCCUUUUGACGAUCGUGACAGAAAAACCCACCACAAAAGGACCAAGCAGCGCGUCCAGGAGCAAAGGGUUUGGACAUGGGAGGAGGCGCCGGGUCAGGAGAUAACGUUGGUGGAUGUCCUCCUCGGCUGGGGACAUAUUACCCAGGAGGAGGCCGUCCGGUACCGGAGGGCGAUGAAGGGGGAGAACCUGGCAGGAGAGGAGCAACGGCAUCGGCAGGGCCAUCGUCGGAAGGACGGGAGGCAACCCCAAAAAGGUUUUUGGGGGGGGCACAUGGCUUGGGCGGCUGGGCAGCAGGAGGCUGCCACAGGGAGAAAAGGAGAGAAGGCUAACGGAGUACGGGAGCCAUUGGCGAGUAGAGGGAGGGAAGUGUUUGUGGCACGGCGUGAAGGACUGAUGUGUGUUGCCAGUCCGGUCCGGCCCGGCCCGUUCCUGAUCCUCGGUUGAGGCCAGUGGUGUGUGUUCCCGGUACGGACCGGCCUGUUCCUACUCCAUGCACCAGGACCAGGGAUGCGGUGCGCGUCGCCAGCCCAGCCCGGCCUGUUCCUGCUCCACGCACCAGGGAUAGGGUGCGCUUCGCCAGCCCGGCCCGGCCUGUUCCGGCCACUCGCACCAGGGAUACGGUGCGCGUCGCCAGCUCAGCCCGGCCUGUUCCUACUCCACGCACCAGGGAUACGGUGCGCUUCGCCAGCCCGGCCCGGCCUGUUCCGGCCACUCGCACCAGGGAUACGGUGCGCGUCGCCAGCCCAGCCCGGCCUGUUCCUGCUCCACGCACCAGGGAUACGGUGCGCUUCGCCAGCCCGGCCCGGCCUGUUCCGGCCUCUCGCACCAGGGAUACGGUGCGCGUCGCCAGCCCAGCCCGGCCUGUUCCUGCUCUCCGCACUAGGCCUUAUGUGCGUCCCCAGGGCCAAGCAUGCCCUGUUGCUGCUCCCCGCACUAGCCCUGAGAUGCGUGUCCUCAGCCCGGUACCUCCAGUUCCGGCACCACGCACCAGGCCUACGGUGCGCCUCAGACGGCCAGAGUCUGCCGUCUGCCCAACGGGGCCUGAACUGUCCGUCUGCCCAACGCCGUCUGAACUGCCCGUCUGCCCAACGGCGCCUGAACUGCCCGUCUGCCCAACGCCGUCUGAACUGCCCGUCUGCCCAACGCCGUCUGAACUGCCCGUCUGCCCAACGGCGCCUGAACUGCCCGUCUGCCCAACGCCGUCUGAACUGCCCGUCUGCCCAGCGCCGUCUGAACUGCCCGUCUGCCCAACGGCGCCUGAACUGCCCGUCUGCCCAACGCCGUCUGAACUGCCCGUCUGCCCAACGCCGUCUGAACUGUCCGUCUGCCCAACGCCGUCUGAACUGCCCGUCUGUACUGAGCCUGCAAAGCCGCCCGUCUGCCAUGAGCCUUCAGAGCCGUCCGCCAGACCGGAGCCGCUAGAGCUCUCCGCCAGACAGGAUCAGCCAGAGCCUUCCGCCAGACAGGAUCAGCCAGAGCCUUCCGCCAGACAGGAUCAGCCAGAGCCUUCCGCCAGACAGGAUCAGCCAGAGCCUUCCGCCAGACAGGAUCAGCCAGAGCCUUCCGCCAGACAGGAUCAGCCAGAGCCUUCCGCCAGACAGGAGCAGCCAGAGCCUUCCGUCAGACCGGAUCAGCCAGAGCCUUCCGCCAGACAGGAGCAGCCAGAGCCUUCCGCCAGACGGGAUCAGCCAGAGCCUUCCGCCAGCCAUGA
Molecule: messenger RNA, 45677 nt
Organism: Coregonus sp. 'balchen'
Lineage: Eukaryota; Metazoa; Chordata; Actinopteri; Salmoniformes; Salmonidae
Source: the annotation of a GenBank genome assembly